CCCUGAUAUGAGGGGGCGGAUCUAACGCAGAGAGCGCGAGCCCAGGGUCUCUCUCUCUCUCCCUCGCCCCGCCCAAACUCCCCUCAGACUGUUGUUUCCGGCGUCCUGUGCCGUAUCUAAGAUACUGAAGGGGCGGUUAGGACUAGCCCACACGAUGGCCCAUAAGGGGGGGGAGGAGAGAGGAGGAGAAGGUUCCAACCGCACCGUGUCCCAGAGAAGCCAGUUGACUGACGAAUGACUUUCUCACGGUAGAGUGUUACCCCAACCCUACGCGUUCCGCCGGGCAAAAACACUCGCUUUCCCUUCAGCCGGAAAGGCCUCAGAGGCACCCCCCCCCUGCGAAAAUGGAGCGGCCUGCGGAGGGCGUGGUCUCUCGCGGAUUUCAGUUAACGGUUGCGGCAGAAGCGGCUCUCUCGCGCCCCGCCCCGCGCGCGCUCCUUUUGUGUUCUGAGCGGGGCUGGCGCGUCCUCCUUCCCUCGGAGGAGAGCAGGUAGUCCGUCUUCUCUUCCCUUCGAAGCGUUGCGGGAUGAGGCCGCGAGCGAGCUAGAGGCUCCGGCGCCGUGUCUUCCGCGCCCCUCAGCCCUUCCUUUCAGUGGGAGAUAUUAUUAUUAUUAUUAUUAUUAUUAUUAUUAUUAUUACUUCGCCCGCCCAUACGGGCUCCUCCCCGCGUGCCUCAGGGGUGUCAUUGGGGGCUGAGGGUGGGAGCUGCUUCCCUCAGCAAAGAGGCAGCGUCCGGAGGAUUUAAAAACGCGAGUGUUUUUUUGGUUUAUUUUUUGCACUCAGCGGUCCAUUCCGAGGAAGGGAUUAGAAAUACGCCGCCCCUUUUGCCAUCACCUUCACCAUCUUUCUCCUCCUCUUGCUGCUUCUCCCCCUUCAUUUCGCAGAGACUCGGCGCCUCUAAUAACUGUAACAGGCAGUCAUUCAACAGGUGAAAAUCCCUCGCUCUUGGGAUUUCCGCGAGGGGAGAAACUUGCCCGGCGUUUCUCCCUAUCUUUGUUUCUUCUUUUUUCCUCUUUCUAUUUCCAAAACCGAAAAAAGAAAAAUUACAAACAUCGAAUUCAACAUCCAUAUUCAUUUUCUAACAUAAACCUAUUACAUAAUUAGCUAAAUUAAAAUAUACCUAGGUUUCUCUCUAUCUUGUUAAGAAGUCCACCAAACGUAGCUGAAAGGGGAUGGGGGAAGUGCCGGUGGUUGCUACACACACACACACACACACACACUGCUUUAAAAAAAAAUGUUUAGGGGUACUCUCAUUUUGACUCAAGAAAAUCAUCAUUUUAUAGUUCAAAUUGGGGGAAAUAAAUACAGCAAAUGGACAAAAGUACAAAGAUUCAGAAAAUGUUCAGAGGUGUGCGUACCCCAGAAAAGCAGACAUACAUAUAUAUAUAUAUACACACACACAUAUAUAUGUACACACACACAUAUAUAAACACACACACACACACACACACAUAUAUAUAUAUAUAUAUGUACACGCAUAUAUAUAAAAGCUGCUUUUGCUGCAAGAGCAGCUUACUUUCUAAAAUAUUUUGAACUCUUGAAAUCCCUUUCUUUUCCCACAUUUUUUAGUUUAUGCAAACAUAAUUACAAUAAAAACAGCACCAGCCCUUUAAUUAAAAGCCAUCAGUUCUCAAAAGCCUGUUGAAACAAGAAAGUUUGCAUCUGCUUGGGAGGGAGUUCCAGGGUCUGGGAGCACCAAAAAGGCGGUGAUGGUGAUGGUAAUGGUAAUAAUAAUGUUUUUGUAUAUUUCCCAGGAUCCAUAAAGGUUGCCCUAUAAUCUAUCCCAAAUUGAAUUGGGUGUUGCAGACACUAAUUCUCACUGUAACAGAUCUAUGGGCCUCCUGUAAAGUUUUCUGGCAAAACUUCCUAACUGAUGGAUAUGGAGCCAAGAACAGAACUUGGCGCCACCAGGAACGACUUUUCUUGCAAGAGCAGCUUGCUGCUUUCAAAAAUAUCUUGAACUCUUGAGAUCCCUUUCUCUUCCCACAUUUUUUAAAUUUAUGCAAGUUCUUAACAUGUAAAAAGGUAAAGGUACCCCUGCCCAUACGGGCCAGUCGUGUCCAACUCUAGGGUUGUGCGCCCAUCUCACUUAAGAGGCCGGGGGCCAGCGCUGUCUGGAGACACUUCCGGGUCACGUGGCCAGCAUGAUGAAGCUGCUCUGGCGAGCCAGCGCAGCACACGGAAACGCCGUUUACCUUCCCGCUUGUAAGCGGUCCCUAUUUAUCUACUUGCACCCGGGGGUGCUUUCGAACUGCUAGGUUGGCAGGCGCUGGGACCGAGCAACAGGAGCGCACCCCGCCGUGGGGAUUCGAAACGCCGACAAUGCGAUCGGCAAGCCCUAGGUGCUGAGGUUUUACCCACAGCGCCACCCGCGUCCCCUAAACAUGUAAUUGUAAUCUAAUGUAUAAUCUGCACUGCUAAUUAGUUAAUCCCCCCUACUCCAGAAGAGAAAUAUGUUAGUAAGUUACCUAUAUAAAUAAUAAACAAUUAACAAUGGCUUUUAUCCUAGUCCUUUAGAAAGAAGGUACAGCUCAUUCUUUCGUAUUAUGUCACUUUGUAUACCAUAAGUGUCACCUAGAUUGAGUUCUCAGGCUCUCCUCAUAGACAUUAAAGUCAUCAUAUGUAAAAUAUUGUGUUGCUCAGGCUCCCUUAGUUGUAGGUUGCUGUGCAUGUCAGGGAUGAGAAACUGGUGGUCCUCCAGAAGUUGGCUCUGCUAGCUGAGGCAGAUGGGAUUUGGACUCUAGGUACCUCUGGAGGGCCACAGGUUCUAAUUCUUUAGUGUAAGUUAUUCUCUUAAAGACUAUAUAAAACUACAUGCCUAUAAACAUUUUGUAGGUUAUGCUAUUCAAAAAAUCAAGGUGUUCAUUCUUAUAUUAAAUUAGAGGAGUUUUCUUUUCAUUUUGAGGUUUUAAUUUUGUGGCUUUGAUUUAAUUUAUGUAUACAGGUUUUAUUAUGGAGAACUUUAUUUUGUAUGAAGAGAUUGGAAGAGGAAGCAAAACAGUUGUAUAUAAAGGGAGAAGAAAAGGAACUAUUAAUUUUGUGGCUAUUUUGUGCACUGAGAAAUGCAAGAGAGCUGAAAUAACAAACUGGGUAAGAACUACAUUGAUUAUUUUAGAAAGAGAUGUAAAUGAAAUGAUUCAACAUAUUUUCAGAUACAAAUGUGCCAUUUGGUUGAAAAAGUCCACAAUAAUUUUGAACAAGAUCCAUGUUCCAAUUAGCUGUACUUUAAAGGGUUCUUUAGCAGAAUCUAGAAACUUCUUUUUCCUCUUAAAUUUUGGGUGUGCUCAGAUUGGAUAAUUAUGGUGGGUACCCUGAGUGUUCAUUGUAUGCUUCGUGACUGUUUCAUAAGAAAUCCUUUACAUUCUGGAAAAAUCAUAAAUGCAACAACUGUUGGUUUUUGACUUUUAUGAGGUAAACAGUCAUUACAUAUAUCUCUGGAGAAUUCACUACGGUUGUAAUUCAGAUGUGCUGGAGAAAGAUGUGGCUGCACAAUAGUGUGAAGAGAGCUUGGCACAAAAACACAGCAACCCACAGGAUUUUUGUGUGCCACAGUUUUGUCUGAAACUGAUUUGGCAAUUGCUCAAUCAAUCCCUAUUUUACUUAACUCUGAAAGGCUCUUGUCUUGGGCAGUUCUCUCUCUCUGAAAUAACUCUGUUUGGGAUGAGAAGCAAGAGUAAUAUAUGGUAUAUAUGGGUGGAUUUGGUUCCCAUUUCACCUUUGUUACAAAGACUAAUCAGGUUUGAUCAAAUGAAGUGUUCAUGAAGAGGCCUACAGGGCAAUUUAUGGUUUCAAAAAUGUUUUUAAUUGACUAAUCUCAAACUUUUAAAAAAAAUAGCUAUAGGCCUUCAAUGUUUUGUUCAAUCCUUUUCUGUCUUGAAAAUUCACAGUCUGUAAACCAUCCAUCACACCUUUUGUUUUGUACUUUUCUUGGAACAUAAUGAAUCCACCCCAACAUUUUUCACAAAUGUAUUAAUCUAUUACCAUCCUCUUGUGUCUUUCCCAUGGGGACCGGGGGAAUCCUAGUCUGCUACAUUGCUUUUUGCAUAGACAUCUCUUGAAUUCCAACUUCUUAAGGGCUACUGUUCCAUUUUGUGCCUGUCCCAUCCUCAACCGAAACCAACUCAUAUGUGGAUAAUCUGUUGCAGGUGCGCCUUACUCAUGAAAUUAGGCACAAGAACAUAGUAACAUUUCAUGAAUGGUAUGAAACAAGCAAUCACCUCUGGCUUGUGGUGGAAUUGUGCACAGGUAAGCAGCUGUUAAACACAAUGUUUUGUGGCCGUUGUUUCCCAAGGGCCAUCUAGAGAAGCCUUGAGGGAUGGAUUUGGUCCCUAGACUCCCCACCUCCAUUUUACUAGGUCCAAUCAAAAUUUCACAAGUGGGAAGCUACCAGAGAAAAGGCCUGUUCUCAUAUUGCUGCCAGUGCAAUCGGGCCAGGAUUGGUGUUAUAUGCUCAAGGAGGCUUGCCCUGGUGAGCAACCUGAUCGCUGAAUGCUGUGCCAGUGGAAGUUUCCGUACCAUCAUCAGAGGCAGCCCCAUGUAUAAUGUGUUGCAGUAAUCUAACCUAGAGGUUACCAGAGCAUAGACAACAGUAAUCGGCAAAAAAUAAAACUUAAUCCAUUGGCUCUGGUGCCCCACUUUUAAAUCUACACUUCAGGUAAGACCAAUCGUUCUUUCUACUACCAGCAUCAGAGGCAUUAUGGCUCUGAAUACUGCAUGCUAGGAAUCGCAGGUGGGCAGUGUAGAUCAAAGCUUUCGUAUGCCUAUUUUGUCAGAAAAAGCUUAUGGGUAAAAAUUUACAUAGUACUACAGAGGUCAGUUAAUUUGUUUUUUUUUUUAAAAAACCACUUCAUAGCAGAAUAUCCAUAAAUGCCUUACAGGUGGAUCACUGGAAAUGGUAAUUACUCAAGAUGAAUGUCUACCUGAGGUGGUUGUGAGAGAAUUUGGUGUUGAUUUGGUUACUGGACUCCAUCAUAUUCACAACCUUGGAAUUCUCUUCUGUGACCUUACACCUGGGAAGGUAAGAGGGAAUGAUUUCUGAAAACAACUUUAAAAAAAAUAAUUCAAGAAAUCACUAAUUGAUAUACCUUACAGAUUCUCCUUGAAGGACCUGGUACACUGAAGUUCAGUAACUUUUGCUUGGCUAAAGCAGAGGGUGAAAACUUGGAGGAAUUUUUUGCUUUAAUUGGAACAGAAGACGGAGGAGGUGAUAGUGAUGAAAACUCAAGACAAAAUCUGAAGAACAGAUUCAGAGGUACAUUGCAAUAUGUAAGGACAGCAGUUGCAAAAGACAGAGUUGUAAUUAAAAUUGUGUAAUGGUUCUAUUUUCUAAAACUUGAAAUGGGGGAACUAAUUCAGUGAUAUCUUACCCUGCCUUAUUGAAAGCAGUGAUUCUACAUUUGAUGGAUAGGGCAUCUGUGACCCUCAGUAUGUUGCUCCAGCUCCCAUCGUUCUUCACCACUGGCUGUGCCAGUUAGUGCUAGUAGUAACCUUUUAUAAUAAUAAUAAUUUAUUAUUUAUACCCCGCCCAUCUGGCUGGGUUUCCCCAGCCACUCUGGGCGGCUUCCAACUGAAUAUUAAAAACAGUACAGCAUCAGACAUUAAAAACUUCCCUGAACAGGGCUGCCUUCAGAUGUCUUUUAAAGAUAGGAUAGCGGCUUAUUUCCUUCACAUCUGAAGGGAGGGUGUUCCACAGGGUGGGCACCACUACCUAGAAGGCCCGCUGCCUGGUUCCCUGUAACCUUACUUCUCGCAAUGAGGGAACCGCCAGAAGGCCCUCGGCGCUGGAUCUCAGUGUCCGGGCUGAACGAUGGGGGUGGAGACGCUCCUUCAGGUAUACAGGACCAAGGCCGUUUAGGGCUUUAAAGGCCAGCACCAACACUUUGAAUUGUGCUCAGAAACGUACUAGGAGCCAAUGCACAUCUCUCAGAACCGGUGUUAUGUGGUCCCGGCGGCCACUCCCAGUCACCAGUCUAGCUGUCGCAUUCUGGAUUAAUUGCAGUUUCCGGGUCACCUUCAAAGGUAGCCCCACGUAGAGUGUGUUGCAGUAGUCCAAACGGGAGAUAACUAGAGCAUGCACCACUCUGGCAAGACAGUCCGCGGGCAGGUAGGGUCUUAGCCUGCGUACCAGGUGGAGCUGGUAGACAGCUGCCCUGGACACAGAAUUAACCUGUGCCUCCAUGGACAGCUGUGAGUCCAAAAUGACUCCCAGGCUGCGCACCUGGUCCUUCAGGGGCACAGUUACCCCAUUCAGGACCAGGGAAUCCCCCACACCCGCCCGCCCCCUGUCCCCCAAAAACAGUACUUCUGUCUUGUCAGGAUUCAACCUCAAUUUGUUAGCCGUCAUCCAUCCUCCAACAGCUUCCAGGCACUCACACAGGACCUUCACCGCCUUCACUGGUUCUGAUUUAAAGGAGAGGUAGAGCUGGGUGUCAUCUGCAUACUGAUGAACACCCAGCCCAAACCCCCUGAUGAUCUCUCCCAGUGGCUUCAUAUAGAUAUUAAAAAGCAUGGGGGAGAGGACAGAACCCUGAGGCACCCCACAAGUGAGAGCCCAGGGGUCUGAACACUCAUCCCCCCCCACCACUUUCUGGACACGGCCCAGGAGAAAGGAGCGGAACCAACGUAUAACAGUGUCCCCAGCUCCCAGCCCCUCUAGACGGUCCAGAAGGAUGUUAUGGUCGAUGGUGUCAAAGGCCGCUGAGAGAUCCAGCAGAACUAGGAAACAGCUCUCACCUUUGUCCCUAGCCCGCCGGAGAUCAUCAACCAGCGCGACCAAGGCAGUCUCAGUCCCAUGGUGAGGCCUGAAUCCCGAUUGGAAGGGAUCCAAAUGGUCCGCAUCCUCCAGGUGUGCUUGGAGUUGUUUGGCAACCACCCGCUCAAUCACCUUGCCCAAGAAUGGUAAAUUUGAGACUGGGCGAUAGUUGGCCAAAUUGGCUGGGUCUAAAGAUGUUUUUUUAAGAAGCGGUUUAAUGACCGCCUCUUUCAGCAGGUCUGGGAAGGCUCCCUCACAGAGGGAAGCAUUCACCACCCCGCAGAGCCCAUCGCCCAGCCCUUCCCGGCUCACGUUUAUCAGCCAGGAUGGGCAAGGAUCAAGGAGACAGGUGGUCGGUUUCACUUGUCCAAGCAGCCUGUCCACAUCCUCGGAGGUAACAGAUUGGAAUUGAUCCCAUGUAACAGGACUAGACAGAACUCUAGCACUCUCCCACCCUGGCCCUGCUCCCACGAUGGAGUCUACCUCCUUCUGAAUCUGAGCGACUUUAUCUGCAAAAACUUUGCAAAAGCAUUGCAGGAGAUCUUGGGGUCCCUACCAGGCCCCGGUGGUGCAGGUGGUUCCGAUAGAUUGCGAACCACCUGAAAAAGUCUCCUGCUGCUGUUUUCUGCAGAUGCAAUGGAGGCGGUGAAGAAGGCCCUCUUCGCCGCUGCCAUUGCCACUUGGUAGGCUCGACGUUGAGCUCUAGCCCGUGUCCGGUCUGAUUCAGAAUAAGUUUUCUGCCACCGGCGCUCUAGCCAUCUCAACGAUUGUUUCAUCACCCUCAGCUCCGGGGAAAACCACGGGGCUGUCCGGGCUCCAUGCAAUCGGAGAGGGCGCUUCGGAGCCAGACAGUCAAUAGCCCUGGUUAACUCCGCAUUCCAGCGGGCCACCAGGGAAUCAGCUGAAAGGCCAUCAACUUGGGGUAAAACACCCCCUACCACUCUCUGGAAGCCAGUUGGAUCCAUUAAGUGGCGGGGGCGGACCAUCCAAAUCGGUCCCACCUCCCUGCAGAGGGGAAGGGUUGCGGAGAAGUCCAGUUGCACCAGGAAGUGAUCUGACCAUGGCACUUCUUUUGUUUCGCUUUUAGUUAAUGUCAGAUCACCAACAUCCGUAGAGGUAAACACCAAGUCUAAGGCAUGUCCGCGGCUAUGAGUUGGGCCAAAAUUAUUCAGGGACAGCCCCAUGGAGGCCAUGCUUUCCACGAAGUCCCGAGCGGCCCCUUCUAAGGUUGUGUCGGCAUGGAUGUUAAAAUCCCCCAGGACAACCAAGCUAGGUGUCUCCAGGAGCAUAUCCGCCACGACCUGAAGCAGCUCGGGCAGGGAAUCCUUGGUGCAGCGGGAAGGUCAGUACACCAAUAGGAAUCCUAUACUGCCCCUAUUGCCCAACUUCCAGAACAUGCACUCAGAGAACUGGGUCUUCCCAAUAGGACGCCUGGUGCAGACUAAUGACUUCCUAAAAAUCACUGCAACCCCCCCUCCCUGCCCACAUGACCUGGGUUGCUGUGCAUAAGAGAAACCUGGUGGGCAAGCAGCGGCAAGGACAGGCCCAUCUGCUUCAUCCAACCAGGUCUCUGUCACACAUGCCAGGUCAAAUCCUCCAUCCACAAUCAGGUCGUGGAUGGCAGUGGUUUAUUCAUCACUGACCUGGCAUUGCACAGCAACACUUUCAGGUCAUGUGGGUUUCCCUUGCUGAUUCCAGUAUCCUUCCGGUCAGGACCAGACCUGGAGGCAGGGAUAGUCCUCAAACAACGACUAAACCUGCCUCCUCGGUAAUGACAUGGUCUGGUCUUAGCGUAACUCCUCCUCCUGCCCGUGAUCACUGAGAUCGGGUGUCCCAAUACAUUCCCUCCUGUGGAACCUGCCCCAGCCAUUCUAUUAGCUGAGGCCCACUCCCAGGCAGCCCUGACCCUUCCCCUUAAAAGGCAAAAUACAAACUAUAUAAUAACUUAACAGAAUAAUAAAAAUAGAAGCACAGCAAAAAACAAUAGUGCUAAAAUUAAACUACUCCCCACCCUAACUAAAUACUUAACCAACCGCAAGCAGAAAUAAAAUUAUACAAUUAUAAAACAUUAUAAAAAACAACAACCACCAUUUAAGGUGCAGCAAAUUAAAAGCAGUUAAAACAUUUAAAACCAUUUUGUCACUUGCUGCAGGUAGCUGCUCAGGCCUCUUAAGCUGUGGCGGUGAGUGCAGGCUCCGCCCCCUAGGCCAGAUGGAGUUGGCAGGAAAGGGAACGGUCCUCCCAACACUCACGCAGGCAGCAACAGCAGCAGUGUCCCGGAGGCCUUGAUGGAGGCCCUCAAGCUGUGGCGAUGAGUGCAGGCUCCGCCCCCUAGGCCAGAUGGAGUUGGCAGGAAAGGGAACGGUCCUCCCAACACUCACGCAGGCAGCAACAGCAGCAGUGUCCCAGAGGCCUUGAUGGAGGCCCUCAAGCUGUGGCGAUGAGUGCAGUCUCCGCCCCCUAGGCCAGAUGGAGUUGGCAGGAAAGAGAGCGGCCCACCCAGCACUCACCAGAGCAGCAGCAGCAGUAGGGUUGUUUCCUCAGUGCAAAGUCAUACCAAGCAGUUAGGUUUUCAAAGAGCUGAGUUGUGUGGCUGUCAGUUUCAUCAGAUAAAUGCCGGGUGCCAUAUUACCCCAGUCUCCUUCCCUGAACUCUCCAGUUCUUCCACUUUGGGGUUACCUUCCUGCUGUUGUAAGGUGCAGGGCUAGACAAAGUAGAGUGCACUCAGUCUUUGUGUUUCCGCUUCUUUCUGGUUGCUUGUUGCUCUGUGAUUAUUGGAGCUGCUCUGGGUAUGUUUACUUGACCCUGUUACAUCAAAAGACUUAGAAGAAAAUCAGUCUGAAAUUCCUUUGAGUAUCCCAGAAAUGAGUUUAAGAUGAAAGCAGUAGUGGACACCAGGGUGGGACACCACCAGCCAGUUGUAUUACUGCUGUUUAUCAGGCGGUAUAAAGUGAGGGGUGAGGUUGGCAUGGUGCAAAUGGUGGAGCAAAUCCAGCGCACUUGUUGCCAAGCUCCCCAUGGCUUCAUCUCUCCCCCUCUACCUCCCGUACGCAGUAACAUUACUAACUGGAGGUCAGAUGAGUGAUCCUACCCUGCAAGACCAUCCACUAUUGGAUAAAAAUGUUGGUGACUUUUGAAAGGAUGUUUAUUACAAAAUCAGAGCAAAUCACUAUUCAUGACUUUAUUUUGUAGGUACACUGUCAUAUAUUGCUCCAGAAGUGAUAGAAGGAAGUGACUUCUCUAUAGCCAGUGAUCUAUGGGCGUUGGGCUGUUUGUUAUAUGAAAUGUAUUCAGGUAUUAUAUUAUUUAUACUAACAUGUUUAACAUUACGUUACAAUGUUAAUUAUUGUUAUAAAUGCUAAUACUAUUCAGGAACUUUAAGAUGGAGAUGUUGUUCCAUUUAUGAACUUGUGUAGGUUCCUUUGCUGUUAACAGAGCUGUGAACAUCUAAUUUGUAUAGUCAUUAAUACAGUUACUUAGUAGAAUAAGCAGUGAGACAUGUGGCAAGACAUUGGAAUGUACUUUCAGUGUAAAGAUUAUUGUGUCUAAGGAACUGAAAGGUAUGGAGAGGCAGGUAGAAUUUAAUCUCAAUCAGACUAGGAUAAUCUCAGCCCUUGGUUUUCCCCUUCAGUUAGGUUAAAGUUCUUGCUGCAGACCUUCAUUAUAAAUAAAGUUUUAAUGCUUUAUUUCAUAUUCAUGUAAAUCACUUAGAUUAGACAGUUAUUUUACGAUCAUGUGACUUACAAAUUUUGUUAAGUACAUAAAAGUAAAAUAAAUAAAAUGAACACUCAGAUUAAAUUUCAAAUCAUAUCCCAAGUGACUGUUCGGCUACAGUGGGCAGUCAUCAUAACCCACUUUGCUGGUCUGUGGUUGUCUUCUGUGGACCUUUGGUGUAUAAUAGUGAGGAGUGGCCGCCGCCACAGCAUUUCAGAGUGGGGAUGGAAGAAGAAGAUUAACUGACAAUCUGUUAGGGCCUAACUGAAUAAGAUGUUAGUAAUUUGUGAUUUCAUCUUAUGACAUUAACUAUUUAGCUCUUUCCUCCCCCCAAAAAAGUUUUCUUCUACUAGUAGGUCAAAUAGUAUAGGUUUUUUGGGUGGGUGGGUGUUUAAACUAUGAGAAUGGCACAGAGGAAAGAUUCCUCCACCCGUUCUUUUUCUGCCCAGAUCCCUUUCAGGCCUUCCUGUGGCUGCUUUUUCUUCCCAAAGAAAUAUCUCGGGAUGUGAUCUCAGAUCUUCUGCAUCUUGUUUAGUUUGAUUCCCCCCCCCCCAAUUGUAUAUCUUUUUAUGAAUUAUAGGUGUAACUCAGUGUUUCUUGCUGUCAAGAGCCUUAAGCAAAACAGAUGAAAAAUUCUGGUUUUUAGAAAUCAAUUGGUAUAAUGCUGGCAAUUUUCCAUUUUUGUUAUGUUCUCUUAAAUGGACUUGUAAUAACUCUUGGCCCAUGCAAAUAAAAUUCUUACUUAAUUGUUCUGAUGCUUAUUCAAGUUUUACUGAAAUCUUAUCUACUUCUGUUUCUAGGAAGACCUCCGUUCUUCUCCAAAAGUGUUACUGAAUUAGCAGAACAGAUUUUACAUGAAGAUCCUUUCCCACCUACACAGCAAGGUAUUGUUCCUUAGAUAAAUGAUGGUGAAAAUAAUUUUAAAAGUUUAUAAAAUGGGACAAAUGAGUGAAUGAUUCCAUACAUUCCCUCCUUAAGAAGUUAAUAUAUGAAUUCUUUUAUGUUGCUGUUUUUAGAUUUUGGUAGUUAGUAGAAUCAUAUUUGUUUCAAAAUAGAAUAGUUUCGUUAUCUUACAGGAUCAGCAUCUCUAGAACCAUCUUCAGACUUCCUUAACUUGGUUGAUUCUUUACUUGAGAAGGAUCCUCAGAAGAGGUAAAAUUAUGAUUUGAAGAUCUGGCUAUUUAUUAAUGAUACACACUGAUUAAAAAAAAUCAAAUCUAGAAGUUUGUGGAAUUUAAACUGGUACUGUAUGAGAGGAUUGUAUAUGUAUUUUCCUAUUUUAUUUAAAGAUUGACUUGGCCCAAGCUGCUGCAGCAUCCUUUCUGGAAAGAUGCUUUUAUCCAAAUUCCCAGUGACACGAUCUCCAGCCAAGAAACAAGCUCCAGGUACAGUAGACUCAGUUUAAAAUUAAUUUGGAAUUCUGUUGCUUAACAAACUUAUUGUGAGAAGGAUGUAUGCAUGAGGCUAAAGAUUUCUGACAAAGUGGGUUCUGCCUCUUGAAUACUUUUGCCACAACAUGGCUAGUUUUUAAGAUGUCACAAGAUUCCCUCUCUUUGCUGCAACAAAGCAAUAUGGCUUCACCCUUGGCUAUGGCCCUGUUUUUAGAGAGCUGCUGUCCUGCAACCCAUUAGCAGUGUAGCUGAUAUCCUUGGACAACAUAAAUGAAUUAAAUAAAAAAUUGCUUGUCUAUAUAUAAAUAAGUAAAAAAAUAAUUUUGCCGUUGUUUAAGGAUCUGUCCAGAAUAAAAUGCAGAGAAAUUUGCAUUGCCUGCAAAGUACAUUUCAUUGUCAAUUGUUUGAACAGCAGGAAAAAAGCUGAACUGCUUGAACCUGGAGAGUCUGAGAUUCAAUUAGAGUGUAAAAGCCUCCCAGACAUAGUGUUGCCAAGAACAGAAAACAAUCAACUUAACAGAUCUUUCAAGCUGGGUAAGAUUGCACCUUCGUUUUAUGUAUUGGUUCAGGAAUUGGGAACUGUUUUGGUUUCUUGAGCCAGAUUCUUACCAAAAUAGGCCUCAUGGGCCAAAUUUGACGGGUGGAUGGCGGCCACUUACCUGCUAGUCACUAUUAUGAUAACACAUGAUUGACAGGUGUGUUGUCCUGCCCACCUGUUACAAUGACUUGUGCAGGGUCCUGUCGGGACCUGGGGAACCACUGCAAAAGUGGCUUGUUAGCCCUAUUGCUUGGCACUUCCCAAAGCAGCAAACACAGGGCUAGCAAAGAGAUUCUUUUUCCAUCUUUAUGGGGCAUGGGGACAAGGAAGCUGGUAUUCUAUAGGCAUCCACUGUGUGCAAGAGAGGUCCAUCUCACUGCUGAUCUAAAAAGUAGGUUUCUUCCCCCUGCGUUUCACACAUCAGCUGAGAAAAAGGCUUUUUCUCUCACACAGAGUAACUUGAAUAGCAGUUAUUUAUGUCAGUGCAGGUUCAUGGAGGGCCAGUGGAAAGCGUGGGGGCAAGAAGAGAAUGAACAAAGAGGGGGUGCAGAGUGAGAGAUUCAAAAGCACCUGCCAGGAAAUUACAUUUGUUAGUCCUGAUUGAGCAAUUGACAGGUGGGUGUUGGUUAAUGAAAACAGCUUUGGGGGCGACCAUGUACAGUCGUACCUUGGAUCCCAAACGCCUUGCAAGUCAAACGUUUUGGCUCCUGAACGCCGCAAACCCAGAAGUGAAUGUUUCAGUUUGCGAAUGUUCUUUGGAACCCAAACAUCCAACGUGGCUUACAUGGCUUCUGAUUGGCUGCAGGAUCUUCCUGCAGCCAAUUAGAAGCCGCGUCUUGGUUUGCAAACAUUCUGGAAAUUGAACGGACUUCUGGAAUGGAUUCUGUUCGACUUCCGAGGUACCACUGUAAUGUAAAACUGAGAACUAAAAUGCAUGCUUGAAACAUUACAAUUGUAUACAUAGUUCAUGCAGGUAAAUAGUUACAAUAUUUUCUUUGUCAAGAAAAUCCAGAAGAACUACGCCCUAAAAGUGCUGUUGAUGGUGAAUCAAAUGAAUCUAUAUUUCUACUCAGGUAUGAAGACAGCACAACACUUUUAAAUGAAGUUGUAGAAAAUAAUUCAGAUAAUUUGCAUUUAAGUAUUCAGUUUUAUAUAAACAUGUGUCUAUUGUCUUUCAGUUCUCGACCCACCCCUAGAACUACCACCACAGUGGAAAUAAACAAUGCUGCUGCUGUUCUAGCUACAAAUUCCGCACACACAUCAUCUCCAAGUUCUUCAGCAAAGGUGAGUGUAGUUUGAAGGAAACGGAAGCAAGAGACUGAAUUCCAUAUGACUGCUAUAGAAAAACAGAAGAGGAAGAGCUGUCAAAUCACAACUAGGAAAAAAUUGCAUUACUGAAGCCAAGGAUGGUGAGAAAAUAAUUGACAGUGUUAGAAGAGGCACACAGAUUGAGAAGAGUGAGGAUGAUGAUGAGGCCCUUAUAUUUAACUAGAAAACAGCAAUUGAUAAUUCCUGUUAAAACUAGAUUUGGUGGAAUAAAUUACCGUAUUUUUCGCUCUGUAGGAUGCAUUUAUUCCCCUCCAAAAAUGAAGGGGAAAUGUGUGUGCGUCCUAUGGAGCGAAUGCAGGCUUCAGGCAGCUAUCCACAAGCCUUCGGAGCGUGGCAGGAGUUCCCGCCGGGCUCAGAAGGCUUGCAGACAGCAGCAAGCUCCGGGAGUGAAGGCGAGGUUGUGCGCAACCUUGUCCCCGCUCCCGGACCCGUUCUGGGGGCUGGGGUCGGGGGAAGCUCGGGCUUCCCCGCCCUCAGCCCGGCAAGCUCCGGGAGCGAAGGCGAGGUUGCACGCAACCUUGCCCCUGCUCCCGGACCCGUUCUGGGGUUGGGGGAAGCUCAGGCUUCCCCCGCCCCAGCCCCGCGGCUAAAAAUGAAGCCAAGACAGCUAGCAGGAUCCAUCCCGCUCGCUGUCUUGGCUUCUUUGCUCUUUGAAUAUUUUCCCCUUUAUUUCCCCCCCUAAAAUCUAGGUGCGCCCUAUAGAGCAAAAAAUACGGUAAACAGAAACUAGUGAUGGAGAUUAUCAGAGAGCUGAAGGCAAAGAAGCAGUAGUACAGCCCAAUCUUAGUCCUUUGUACAGAAGGAAAUCUCAUUUAUUUCAGAGGGGCUUAUUUCUAACUAUAAAUGUUUAGGAUUCUGUAAUGGAUGCUGUAGGUGAGCUCCUGUCGCCUUGUCCCAGCUCCUGCCAACCUAGCAGUUUGAAAGCAUACCAGUGCGAGUAGAUACAUAGGUACUGCUGUGGCAGGAAGGUAAAUGGCGUUUCCGUGCACUCUGGCCUCCAUCGAGGUAUCCCAUUGCACCAGAAGCGGUUUAGUCAUGCUGGCUGCAUGACCUGAAAAGCUGUCUGUGGACAAACACUGGCUCAGCCUGAAAGCAGAGAUGAGUGCUGCACCCCAUAGUCUAAUUCGACUGGACUUAACCAUCCAAGGGUCCUUUACAUUUUUUACUUUUAGUAUAAAAGUUGCACCCUCAAUAAGCUUUGAAGUAGAAGUUAGAUGGGAUGGUAGCACGAAGAAAACAGGAAGUAUAUUCAUUCCAGCCUGAAAACUAUGUUAUAUGAUGAAGAAGAGAGAAUGUAAAAAAGAAAAGAAUGAGGGGUUACAAAACAGAAGGUGGUGGAGUAAAGUGUGGAAAAAAUGAAGCUGUUGAAUGAAACAAGCAAGAAUACUGAAGGAUCAGAAUAUAUUUACAGUGGAAUAUAUCUGAGUGAUUUUUUUUUACAUAACGAGCAAAUUAUUGCAUAAGAUUAUGAUGGCGUUCUUGUACAUCAGAAAAUGGUGAGAAAAAAUUCAGCUGUUUAAUUGAUAGGUCCUGUAAUGGGUUUAGGGGUUGCUCGUGCGUAAGUUUCCGCCACUCCUGGCUAGGUUACCUGGUUAACCCUUUCUGACUGAACAGCCUCCAGCAUCGUGACUGUCUCAGUCGCUGGCAGAAUCCAUCAGUGGGCGUUUCUUAAACCUUUUCCAGCAUAAAAGUUGUUUGACGCCAAGUCUCCUCCUACUCUCCCUGCGCGGAAGUCUUCUGUGCAGGGAGGGUGUGGGCAGCGGAGUACCCGUACUCUCUCCGCUGGUCUCCAGCGAAGAAGAGUCUUGGAGCCUCCUCCCCGAUUCCCCCACCUGCCCCCCUUCUCCACUGGUGUUACGCUUAUUUCCUUCCCCAGCAGAUGGGCUGCCUCUCUCCUACUGGGACCCUCUCCUGCAUCCCUUUGGAGCCUUCCCUCCGCUUCUAGCUCCGAUGGCAGUUCCCUGACAUCCACCUCCCCCCCAGGACCCCCUCCGCCCCCGGCCCGACCUUCAGAUCCAACCGCGUCCCUUUCCUCGGCCAACGAGGCAGGGAAGUCCCUGAAGGAGCUGUCGCUCUCCUCUGAGGAUUCAAAACCCGCUUCCCACCCGCUCCGAUAUCUUGCCGCGGGGUGGGCCUCCCAGUCUGAUUCUUCUCCCUCUGACAUUUCCCCUCCUUCCUCUUCGGAGGCAGGAAAACCCACAAAUUCCUCCUCGUCGUCUGUGGUUCCAAAUUCUUCCUCCCAGAAUCUCGCUAGUGGUUUUGGUUUGUCUGGGAACAGGCUGUGGAAUUCUUCCACUAGAUACCCAUCAUUGACCGCCUCAGCGGGGACCCAAGUGUUUUCUGACUCGGGUUCUCCUUCCCAAGCCACUAAGUACUCCACCUGGCGCCCUCGCCACCUAGAAUCGAGUAUUUCCGUGGCUUGGUGGUGGAGUUCCCUCUCCUCUACCCGCGGGUGGGCGGUGACUCCUCCCUCCCGCCCCGGGAAUUCCCGCCCCUCCCUGUACGGUGAGAGUAGGGACCUAUGGAACACCGGAUGUAUCUUCAUGCUGUCAGGCAACUUGAGCUUGAAUGCCACAGGGUUCACCUGCUGUGUUACCUCAAACGGUCCCAGCCGCCUUGGCUGCAACUUCUUGCACCCUCCCUUUAGGGGCAACCCUUGGGUUGACAACCACACUCAGUCUCCUACCCGUAUGGCCUCCCCCUCCCGACGGUGCUUGUCUGCCUGCCUCUUAUAAACUUCCUUGGCCCGCUCCAAGUUCAUCUUGAGUUGCUGGUGCAAUGCCUCCAUUUCUUCCACAAACUGCUCCGCCGCAGGUACACUCCACCCUUCCUUCCCCCUUCCCGGGAAGGCCCUGGGGUGACACCCAUAAUUGGCCAUGAACGGGCUCAUGCCCGUGGACACAUGUUCAGCGUUAUUGUACGCAAAUUCAGCCAGCGCUAGUUUCUCUACCCAAUCGUUCUGUCUCUCGCUGACGUAGCAGCGUAGGUAUUGCUGGAGUAUACUGUUCGCUCUUUCUGCUUGCCCGUUGGUUUCCGGGUGUCGCGCCGUCGAGAAGCCCACCUCUACCUGCAGCAAGCUCAUGAGCUUCCUCCAGAAUCGUGAAGUAAAUUGUUUUCCGUGAUCUGAGACAACCCUCGAGGGCGCCCCAUGCAACCUGAAGAUGUGAUCCACAAACAACUUGGCUGUCUCCUCUGCCGUCACGGCAUGUGAGCAAGCUAUGAAAUGGCACAUUUUCGUCAGUAGAUCGACUACUACCAUGACUGCUGUCUUUCCCCUGGACUUGGGCAAAUCUGUCAUAAAAUCAAUGGACACCACUUCCCAGGGUCUUCCCGGCGUGGGUAAGGGUUCCAGUAGCCCUGCGGGGCAGCCCUCUCCCCCUUUGCCCUUUGGCAGCGGUCGCACCCCCGUACAUAUUCCCGUACAUCCUCCCUCACCCUUGGCCACCAGAACUGCCUGGUGACGAGCAGCAUGGUUUUGUGCUGUCCAAAGUGCCCAGCUGUGGGGUUGUCAUGGAGUUGUUUGAGUACCUUCCGCCUCAGGGUCUCCCCUGGUACAUACAGUGCCCCCUUAUAGUACAGCACCCCUUCCUUUUCCUCAAACCCCCCAUGGCUUUCUCUUCCAUCUCGGAGUUCCUGGAUUUUAGUUUGAGCGAACACGUCGUUUCUAGUAAGCCCGGCCAGUUCUCGUUUCCCAACCAAGGCUCCCCCACACACCCAUCGGUCCUCGGGGAUCACGUGUCGUAUCUCUAGCGGUCCCUCUCCUUCCAUGUACUCCGGCUUCUGGGAGAGAGCAUCUGCUCUUACGUUUUCCUCUCCUGGCACGUAUCGUAUCUCGAAGGAAAACUUGGAGAACUCUUGUGCCCAUCGAAUCUGUCUCUGGUUGAGUACUCGUGCGGUCCUCCAGUAUUCCAAGUUCUUGUGAUCAGUACAAACCUGGAUCUUGUGCUGCGCCCCUAUUAGCAGAUGUCUCCAUCGGCGAAACGCCUCAUAGAUCGCAAGCAGUUCGCGGUCAUACACCAUAUAGUUUUGCUCCGAGAGAGGUCAAGAUGGCGACUGAGACAGCAGCCUAGUCAGAGCUCCCGCCUUCCGUUAAGCUUUCAAGUGGUUUUUAGCCACUUCCUAAUUCUAAUUUUAUAUUUUUAACAUUUUACUGGCUGCCUCAUCACCUCUCCUUGUUUUUAGUUUAUUGUUUUAUUGUUUUACUGCUCAACCUGAGAAAGACGCCGAGAAACAAGGAGCAGCUGAAACUGAAGGCAAGUUCUGCUUCAUCUUAUCCCCUGGCACAAGCCCUAUUACUUUGCUGCAGUAAAUCAUUCUGAUCUAUUAGUCAUUUAUAACUCCUUUGAGGGUGACAAGGGUACUGGAGACAGUCUCGGUAUUUCUGCUCGCAAAUAUAAGGGGGAAGGCACCACAGGACAGAAGCGUUAAAAGCCCUAAAGCUGAGAACUAAAGACGGAAAAGGGAGUAGAAGGGAGUAGAAACCUAGAAGGCCCACCGAGAUAAAGGACAAGCAUGAAACCCUCCCCACCUUUCGAAGUAAAACAACCCUCCCCACCUUUCGAAGGUGGGAAACUGGAAGAUAAACAUAAUCUGUCUUGUGACCGAGCCAGUUGAAACCAAAUAAAACCCCAGGACUAAGAGAUUCCAGCAAACUGCUCCCAAUUACCUUUUUCCACGCUCAACAUGGUCCUUACAAGAAAGAACUAUAAGGACCUGGGAUUUGCACCAUAUCACCUAAGGGGGAGUGGGAGCCCCGAAGGAAGCAGAGUAAAAUCACCAAUUAUUUCCCCCAUAAAGAAGGGAAUAAGAAUCUACAGCACGAGAGCACUCCAAAAGAAAUUGCCCCUAUUGUGCUGGAUUGGUCAAUACAACGCAAAGACUUACAAACUGAGCAUGAAAGACCAAAUUAUUCCAUGAGCUGGGCGCAGGAACUGGACCUAGCUGAGAACGCCUUGAUGACCAUUUCCCCCAACCCCAAUGACCUCGAGCAUCAAAAAUCAACUCAGAAUCUCAGGGAAAACCAGCAAGACCCUCAGAAUCUCAGGGAAAACCAGCAAGACCCCCAGCCCACAGUGAAUGCCAACAGUAUAGAAGAGAGGGGUGACCAGUUACACGAUCAAAUAGAUCAGAUACGCACAGACCUCUACAAUAUAAAAAACUUCCUAGCAGUAACAAAUGGCCUACUCCUGACGCUUGUGGAGAAUUUCAAACAAGCAAAAAGAGCCACAGAUCAGCUCCUGGACUCAGAUGCUAGAAUCCACAUACCACCCAAAAAGAACUCACACAAAAGAAAACCGGAACCCAAGACGAAGAAAUCUAAAAACAUCAAAACAUCAAACCAAAAGGGAAACUUAGUCGACCCUAAGAAACCCCUCUUAAAGGGGAAGUGUCCCAGGAAUAAAGAGAAGAAGCCCAAGAACGUAAAAAUGGGAAGGAAGAGAAAGCUCCCAUCCCGAACAAAGGAAACGAACCUCACAAGACUAUUUAAGCUAUUAGAGAAUUCAAAUUCAACGAGCCCGGCUAACCCAGUUCUGCCUCCCUUUGAUAAAAGCCGAAGCCCAAGCUCAAAUAAAAACCCCCAUAAGGCUGGCCUCUCCAAUUCAACAGAGGAACUCCAUAAGCCUGGGCUUCACAAUAUAACAGAGCAAGUAGCGCUCUCGAAUGGAUCCGCGAGAAAUUCAAGGGAAAACCCGAUCCCUAAGCAAGAAAUUCCUUCUAAAACAAUAUACUCUCGCAGAAACCUAAUUCUAAACAAACAACAACUUAUCAUCUUACCCAUAUACAUGCACAAAGAUCUCCUUUCCCCAGCACAACAGAGAAUCUAUAUUCUCAAGAAAACUGAAUUAGCCGUUAGAGGGUUCGUCCCAGCAGAAAACAUCAUCAAUGUUAAAUUUCUGCCAUCAGACAAGGACCUAAACAGAGUUGUGGUAACAUUCAGAGACUGGCACACAACCAAACUAGUUUCAGACAAUAAGGACAAGCUGCAAAGGGUUGGAUUGCAGGUGACUCGCCUAUUCGAAGAGUCCGGAACUCCCACUCCUCUCAUCGAAACCAUCAGGACUGAUAAGCUAAAAACAAAGCCGACAAAGUCUACGAUGGACGAGAACUGUAAGAUGCUUCAACUAGAGGCAGAUAAAGCCCCAAACCAGCUGGCUAAAAGACCAAAACCACUAUCCCCAAAUCAUGUAUCAGGAAAUCAUGAAAGCUCCAGCAUAGAGAAGGAAAACCGCUUCAUAGCAACUAUUGAACAAAUACAUAAAGCUCAGGACGCACUAAUUGAAAGAUUAGCAUCUAUAAGGAAAUCUAUUACCCUCCUAGCCACACCUGUCACCAGGGAAUUUAACUAUGCAACUUAUACCACAAAACCUUUAUCCAACAGUGAGUGGACACUACGGCUAUUCCUAUCGCCAGAGGAACUGGGACCUACGGAACCACCCAUAACAAAGAAAACAAUAACACAUCAAGCUGAAAUAGCGGUUCCACUAGGCAAGAACGGUUCAAUCUUUGUGGACAACCUAGGAACCCUAGAUACCAUUCACACGGAUGACUGAAAUAAGGACACGGGGGAAGGACGCUCCUCCGGGACACUAAAAUAUGUCCAAGUACACACCGUGCCAAAAGAGUCUUGGAGCCUCCUCCCCGAUUCCCCCACCUGCCCCCCUUCUCCACUGGUGUUACGCUGAUUUCCUUCCCCAGCAGAUGGGCUGCCUCUCUCCCUACUGGGACCCUCUCCUGCAUCCCUUUGGAGCCUUCCCUCCGCCUCUAGCUCCGAUGGCAGUUCCCUGACAGGUCCUAAUGUACUUUUCUAGAUAAUGGGAUUCAUUACUUUCACACAUAUCUCAAGAAUCAAUAUUGUCACUCUAGGAAACCAAUGAAUUAAUUCUACUGCCUGCGUUAAUAUCCUUUGGAGUUGACAAGGAAGCCUUCUGGUGCCUUUUAAUAAUAAAUGCAGGAGUUGCACAAUGUUUGCUGCAUUUAAAAUAUAUGUCAUUGUAAAUACUACUACUAUUUGUUUAUAUUCUAGGAUAAAAACAUAUGCUGCAGCCAGCAGGAUAUAGAGUCCAAAGUGAAAGAGCUUAUCUUCUUGGAGUCUGACCUUAUUGUCACCCCUGUAAUUGAUAAUCCAAAGGUACUAUUUGAAUUUACCAUACAUUACUUUUCAAAUAAUAUGUUCAGGAAUUUAUAGUGUUUUUUGUUAUUCGUUGCACUAGCUCAGUCAGUAGAGAGUGAGACUCUUAAUAUCAGGGUUGUGUAUUGAACCCCAUGUUGGGCAAAAUGUUUCUUCGUUGCCGGGGGUUGGACUAGAUGACCCUCUUGGUCCCUUCCAAAUCUACAAUUUUAUGGUUUUACAGGGAUUAAUCUUCAACUAUUUUACUCCCACCUAGUGGCCAUACCUGGUUCCUGCAGGUUUACACUAAAUUGUUACACUAAGCAAAUGGACAGUUUUGGUAUCAGUUGAUAGCACUCACAUUAAUGCAAGCCUCCACACCAGCAGUCACAAACCUUUUUUUCUCUGGGGGCACAAUUGGAAUUUUGAGAAGGUGUUGAGGGCAACCAGUCACAACACAGCUACUUUUGGUAUAACACAAAAUAGCUGCCACCACCAAAAGAACAGAAAAAGAAGAUAGACAGGAACAGAAGAUGGUCAAAUAUGGAAAAACAUACUCAUUUUAUUUUCGUUAACAAGAUACGUUUGAAAAACCUUUUCCAUUUACUGUUAAGUUUUGGUGGUUGUCUGUUGCUGCCGUGCUGCUGUGGAUUAGAGCUAGGAAAUAAAAGAUAACUGAAUAAGUCAAAGCACCUAGAAUCAAGAAUGAUGUUUUCGUUUGUGGUAAUUAGGUUUUAAAAUAGCCUUGGGCAAAAUGACAAGUUCAGAUAUAUUGGAUCAGAUAUGGCAUUGCAUAUUCACAAAAGGUCUAGCUAAAACAAUCUGUCAAAACAUAGGUGAGAAUCAUUACAAUAUAUAAGUGGUAUUGACUCUAGAUAGCUUGUUAAGAAUACUGUAUACCAAAAAAAAAGCCACAGAUCAGUGCUGGAGGUAAACUCAAAAUAUGGGCCUCCCUGAAAAUUAACUUGCUUUGGAAAAAGUUAACUAUACUUUGUUCACAUUAACUGUAUUAUUUCGGUUAUACCCACUGUGGAGAACCUAAUUAAAUCUGGCACAGGUUCCAGUUUGGCCUAUGAGACCAUUCCGGGGAAAUCAAUCCCACCCGUUGCCAUAUAUGAUGUCAGGUGUGGGGCAGGUAUGGAUUUGGCUACAAAGGAAUAAUUGAGAACUUCAUGUUUUCUCCCAGUUGUUCUUUGCCUGUUGGCUUCCCUGUCAGUGCCAUUGAGCUAUUAACACCAACAGGGAACUCCACUGGAAUUGGCUUCACUGAGGAGUUUCUCCAUUUUGAGGAAGUGUUUUGGAAAUCAGUCUGCUUCCUUUUGUAGCUUGUUCAGUGACUUCCUACUGGUCAUAAAGUUUGUUUAUUUAUAGCUGAAAUAUUGACAGCUCAUUGUUUAUUAUGGUAGAAAGUGUUUUAUUUGAGGAGAGGUGCAUAGUGUACCCUUGGUCUAUGAGAUAUUCAGAAUUGCCUCAAGUCAAACAUUUUUUUUCUCAGAUAGUGAAGCAACCACCAGUGAGAUUUGAUGUGAAAACUUUACACGUACCAGCACAUUCAGGUACAGUUUGCUAAAGUAAUUAUAGGCAACUUGCCAUUUACAAGAAAAUAUUAUUCUUUAAUACUCAAAAAUGUCUUAGCAUUCAUUUAACACUGUUGUUCUCAUGUCUCUGUGUUUUGCAUCUACUCCCAACUCUCACAAAUGUUGAUAUAUAGGAUGCAUGCCCAAGCAAGAAGGGACAGCUGCUAUAAUUGUCAUUUUAAAUUAUGUUGAACAUAGUUUUGAGAUCACAGCUGUAUGUGUCAUUGCAGACCAUGUUUGGCAUGCUGUAUUUUUGGCUCACAAGGAACAGUGUAACAGGACCAGAGUAAUAAUCCAAUUCAAUAUAAGCUAGCAAAAAAAGUAGUUUUUUCACAAUGUACCGUAUUUUUACGUCUAUAAGACACCCCAUGUAUAAGACAUCCCCUAUUUUGGGGGACUCCGGUUUAAGAAAAUGGGGAGGGAGAUCUAUCCGUGUAUAAGACCCCCCCCCCCCAAUUUUGGACAUUAUUUUUUAGGAAAAACCCUAGUCUUAUACACAGAAAAAUAAGGUAAUUUUAUAUAUGCCUAGGUAGAAGGAAGUUCUAUUGAGUUUUGUUGGACUUAUUUCUGUUUCUAAUACAAUUGCAACCUAAGUCACUUAUACCUCUAUUUUAUGCUUUACUCAAAUGAUUAUGGGUCAGGUGACCUAGUCACACUGUGGUGUGUCCUGCGUGAUAUAUUUAUACCUAAAGCACAUAGUCUAAAACACAUUUAUAGGGUAGAUUCUUACUGACCAUCACUAAGUUUUAUAAAACAAUGAUGCUGCUCCAGCAGCUAUUGCAGCAUGCUUUUAGUACUAUAUUAAGCUGCUGUUUAUAGAAACAAAAGAUCACUAUCAGCAUACUAACUUUCUUCCUUAGGAGCACUUCCUUACGUACUAUUUAGAAGCAUUGUCAAGAUUUUCUGCUAUGUGGAUUUGAGCCAAAGUUUUGGGGAUCUUGUGACAAGUCAGAUCCUUUCUUUGUUUUGCUUCCUGCCUAAAGGCAAGUCUGGAAUAAUAAUAUAUCUUCUUUUUGUUGUUUCUUUAUUUUGCAUACCACCCUUCAUCUGAAGAUCAUGAGGGGGGGGGUGUGCUUCACAACGUAAAAAUACAAAAUAAGAACACCAAAUACGUUACAGAAAACAGACACAAACCAAUAACCCCCUCUACCACAAACACAUUUAAAAGGCCGUAAAUGGUUUAAUCAACCAAAGCCCUGGUUCUUGAGAAACAUUGCCAUCUGGCUCCCAAAGAGAUAUAUGAAGGAGCCUGGCAGACUGCCCUGGGGAGCGCAUUCCACAGAUGGGGAGCCAUUGCAGAAAAGGCCUAUUCUUGUGUUGCCACCUUUCAGAACUCUCAUGAAGAAGUCACACGAAGAAAGACCUCAGAUGAUCACAGGGUGCAGGUUGGUUCAUUUGAGGAAAAGCGGUCCUUGAGGUAUUGUGGUCCUGAGCUGUUUAAGGCUUUAUAGGUCAAAACUCUAAACUGGGCCCAGAAACUAACUGGCUGCCAGUGCAGUCGGGUCAGGACAUACAUUGUAUGUUCACAACAAGCUUUUUCAGGGGUUCAAGUAGGGAGAAAGAACUAUACUAUGUUUCAGUAUUGGGUCUUGGAAAUUAUAUUCCCAACAAGUGCUCUUAAAACAUUAUUUUUCUUUCCAGCUGAUAAAUUGUUGAUACUAAAAGAAGAUGACUGGAAUGACUUCUUACACCAAGUAUGUCAGCUGACUGACUCCCCAGAGAAGAGCACAGGGGCAGCCAGAGUUAAACUGAAUUUACUUUGCUACCUCUGCACUGUUGUUGGCAAUAAGGAAGUAGCCACUAAGUUAAUCAGCACACAGCUGGUAAGUAACACUGCUAGAGCCCGCAAGCUGACAUGCCAGCAAAUAUGGCAAAAGUCAGCUACCUUUUGCUAGGGUGCAUUUCACUGGUAUUUUAAGAAACUAAGGCUGCAAUCGUAUGUACACAUACCCAUGAAUGAGCCCCACUGAACACAGUGAAACUUGCUUUUGAUUAAAAAUGCCUAAGACUGUACUGUAAGAAGAAUUAGUGCAUAACAAGAAUGAAGAACGUUAACGUUCUAAUCAUUGUUGUUAGUCGUGUCUGACUCUUUGUGGCUCCAUGGACCAGAGCACGCCAGGCACUCCUGUCUUCCACUGCCUCCCGUAGUUUGGUCAAACUCAUGUUGGUAGCUUCGAGAACACUGUCCAACCAUCUUGUCCUCUGUCGUCCCCUUCUCCUUGUGCCCUCCAUCUUUCCCAGCAUCAGGGUCUUUUCCAGGGAGUCUUCUCUUCUCAUGAGGUGGCCAAAGUAUUGGAGCCUCAGCUUCAGGAUCUGUCCUUCCAGUGAGCACUCAGGGCUGAUUUCCUUAAGAAUGGAUAGGUUUGAUCUUCUUGCAGUCCAUGGGACUCUGAAGAGUCUUUUCCAGCACCAUAAUUCAAAAGCGUCUAAUCAUACUUCUGGAUAAAGCAUUGUAUACAUUGAUUGUGUGCAGGCUGCCAAAUGACUUUGAUUAUUUGGGAUGGAUAGGUUGAACAAGGAUUAGAAUUACUAAAAUACUUUACACUGUUCUGCAUUAAUUUUUUAAAAAGCAUGAGCACAAUCAAGAGGACUGUGUGCCUUUCUAAUGCACACAUGGAGCUCUUGGUAUGUUGUGAUAUGGCUGAUUUCAUCAAUUUGGCUGUAUUUGGAUAAUCAUUCAAGGUCAUUUUGCGAAACUCUGUAUGAGCAUCAUCACUGUGCGUUCCUAGAUCGUGGCUUAAGUAUGAGGUAAGGGGUGUAGGUUGGAUGUGGGUGGCGCUGUGGUCUGAAAAAUUUAAAAGCAGCCCAAACAAAGCAGAAAACCUGGUAUGACAAAAAGGCCAGAGUAAGAACUUUUGAACCCAGUAGUGAAGUGUUGCUGUUGAGACCAACCAAGGAAAUAAAAUGCAACUAGCAUGGUAGGGACCAUACAAAAUCGUGUCCAAAAUGAGUGAUGUAAAUUACGUAAUCCAACAAGGGGAAGAAGGGCGUAAGGUGGUUCAUGUGAACAUGUUAAAGCCUUAUAUUGGAACAGAAGGCUGGACACUAUGCAAUACGUGAGGAUCCAGAUGAAGCCGAUAUAACAUGCUGGGAAGGGAGAGGGGAGCAACGGCAAUCUACAAGAAAUAAAGGUAGCUCCUACGUUAACCCUUAAUCAGCAGGUGGAGGUUAAACAGAUCCUACAAGAAUAUAGGGAAAUUUUCAGUAAUACUCCAGGUAGAGCUAAGGGAGUUGUACAUCAUAUCGACACUGGGGAUGCCAAGCCCAUUGCUGUAAACCCCUAUAGGAUAACUGGAGAGUAUGUGCGGAAUGUUAGCAAUGAGGUAAGGGAGAUGUUGAAGGCAGGGAUCAUAACCCCUUCAGAAAGUCCCUGGGCAGCACCCAUAGUGUUGUUAGACAAACCUGAUGGAUCUAUCAGAUUUUGCCUGGAUUAUAGAAAGCUGAACCAUGUCACUAGAGCAGAUGCAUAUCCAAUGCCACAUUUAGAUGACCUGAUCGAAGCUAUAGGUCAUUGUCAUUACAUCACCUGCCUAGACUUGACAAAGGGAUACUAUCAAGUAAAAAUGGACUCUAGGGACCAGAAGAAAACUGGGUUCAGAAGUCCCUUAGGGCUGUUUGAGUUUAAAGUAAUGCCCUUUGGCUUAAAGAAUGAACCAGCCACUUCUCACCGACUGGUGGACAAAAUCCUGAACGAAUUAAGAGGGUUCAAAUUCGCUUAUUUAGAUGAUAUUGCUGUGUAUAUUUCGACUGGGAUAAACACAAAGAGCACUUAGGGUUAGUACUGCAGCGAAUUAAAGAGGCGGGCUUAACCAUGAAAGCUAGCAAAUGCCAGAUAGGGGGCUCGACAAUACCUGGGACACAUGGUGGGAGGAGGAGUGAUGAAACCUUUAGAGAUGAAGGUAGAAGCCAUUUCAAACUGGCCUACCCCUACCUCCAAGAAGAAAGUCAGAGCUUUCCUAGGACUAGCCGGUUAUUACUGAAAAUUUAUUCCAAAAUUUAGUAAGUUAGCAGCGCCUUUAUCUGACCUAACUCGGAAGAAGGAGCCAGAUAAGGUCAAAUGGACAGCAGCGUGUCAGCAGGCCUUUGAUUCCUUAAAGAGUGCCUUGACAUCAGGACCAGUCCUUGUUGCUCCUAAUUAUGAUCGGGAGUUCACCAUCUUCACCGAUGCAUCCAAUGCCGGGAUCGGGGCCAUGCUGUGUCAACAGGGAGAGAAGGACGACCUGCAUCCGAUCAAGAAAUUACUUCCGAGGGAAAGACAUUUUUCGACCAUCAAGAAGGAAUGCCUUGCCAUCGUGUGGGCAUUACAGAAACUGAAGCCGUACAUCUGGGCCCGAACUUUUAUCUUAUGUACUGACCAUUCACCCUUGCUGUGGCUGAGAACAAUGAAGAAUAACAGUAAGUUGAUGAGGUGGGCCCUAUUGCUGCAAGACUUUAAUUUUACAGUUAAAAACCUGAAAGGGUCCCUGAACACCGUUGCAGAUGCCUUAUCAAGAAGACCUGCUGCUGAAGGUUAACCAGUGCACAGUUAUAAUUUUUCUGUAGUUAACUGAAUACCUAAGAUGUAUCAGGAUUUAUGUAUAAAUGUAUGAACAAAGUAAUUGAUGUGCCAAUGUUAUAUGGGGUGUGAAGGGUAUAAUAACAGGUUAGUAAAUGUUUAUUUGCAUUAGAUAUGUAAUGCUGAUUGAUCAGGAGAAUAACUAGGUUAAGGUAUCCCUCCUGAGUCAAUUUUCUUAAGGGGGGAGGUAUGUGGCGUUUGCCCUCAUGUGUGUGACAUCAUACUGGGUUCAUAGGGAAAGGGUUAACUAAAUGUAAAAUGGGAACCCAGGGGGCAGAAUUAACUGUGUAUAAGGUUGAAGCACAGAGGUUUUUUUGGGAGGAGUUAGAGUUGUUGAGAAGACAGUCUGGAGUUAGAAGAGACAGAUAAGAAAAGUCUGUGAGUUGGGCUAGUCUGGUGGGAGAGAGUGAGAGAAUUUGUUAAGAGGGGUCAGUCAAACCCCCAGUCAGUUGAGAUAAUCAGUAAGAAGGUAUUAGGAAGGUAUAGACCGGUAAAGAAAGUAAAGUUAAGAUACUGACAGGAAUAUUAUCUGAGAAACCAUAAACUUGUUAACGUUUGUAAAAUAAACUUGUUUCUUUUGGUUCACUUUUAACAACUGACUGGACUCAGUGUUUUACCAGAGAGUAACUGGUUGGUGGCAGCGGGGAAGCAACCACAGUGGUGGCACAGGGAUCAAACGUCCGGGGACCCUGUGUGAUUGCCACACUAACCUUCUGCAAUAUAUACAACAACAAAGGUGCAAUAGAAAAUUGAGUCCCAUAACAAAUAAAAAACCAGUCAUUUUUUGCAAGGUCUUUGCGCUCUGUAGCUAAAACUAUUAACCCUAAAUAUGCUAUACUUUUUGGUGGUGAACUAAAUCACAGUGAUUAAUUUUGAAUUUUUGUGUGUGUUUAUUUUAAAAUCUAGUUCCCUGUGCUACUACAACAGUUGCGGAUAGCUCCAAACUGGGACAUGUAAGUGACAACCAGCAUCUGUCUGGGUAUCUUCAAAAAUUGGCCACAAACCUGCCUCUGCUGAGUUCAUGCAGGAGAGCAAACCACACACCAUGCAAAGGAUCAAGGAAAGGCAUAUACAUUUCCUUCAUUCUGGUCUCUGAAUAGAGUAGGCUUGCUACCAAAGCAAGGGCUGCUACCAACCCUGUCAUACAAGAACCUGGGCCUUGGCUCCUGCAUGUGGUCUGUUAUUGUCUGGAGCAGAAAUAGUAUCUUCCAUGAUACAAUCUAGCAGUGGUAGGCUGAUUGUUGAUUGAGAAGAGUCCAGGAAGGGCUCAUUUACUUACUGAGAAACAGUGGGUUAACAAACGAAUAUGUGUAGGCUGGUUUACAGUGGCCUUACUUGACAGGUUCUCUGAAUCGCUCUUCAUAUCUAUUUAACUUUGUGGUAAGUUUCUCAGUCCCCAGCUGGAGACAGUGGCCUGAUAGUUUACCUCUCUCAGCACUGCCUUUGAAUACAAAAGGCAGCGUUGUGUCUGCUUUUUGUGGUUCUUCAGAAUUUUAGAAGGCUGUGUGUAUACCUUGACAGUUAGUACUUUGCAAGUGUUUACUAUGAAAGAGAAACUCGUAAAGCUUAUUUAAAGCAAAACAGUUCAACUAACGCAUGUCUAAUUGAAAUUAGUGAAGAUUACGGCAGCAGUGCUUUCUGAAAUGCACUCUCUGUAGUAUAUUAUUACUAUUAUUUUGUUAAUUAUAUGCCAAACAUUUGAUUGGGUUGCCCCAGCCACUCUGGAUGGCUUCCAACAAAUUAAAACAUCAAACAUUAAAAACUUCCCUAUACAGGGCUGCCUUCAGAUGUCUUCUAAAAGUCAGAUAGUUUUUCAUUUCCUUGACAUCUGACAGGAGGGCAUUCCACAGGGCAGGUGCAACUACCAAGGAGACCCUCUGCCUGGUUCCCUGUCACCUCACAUCUUGCAAUGAGGCAACUGCCAGAAGGCCCUCGGAGCUGGACCUCAGUGUCCGGGCUGAACGAUGGGGGUGGAGAUGCUCCUUCACUUAUCCAGGGUACUUGAAUAUUUGCCAUAUCUACCAUUAAAAUACAAAUAUUUUAAGGCAGAGCUUUCCAAACUUUCAUGUUGGUGACACAGUUUUUAGACAUUCAUCAUUUCAUGACACAGUACAGUAAUUCAGUUUUACUAGCAAACUAGAGGUUAAACUAACCCUUUUCCAGCCCCGGGAGAAGAGCAGGGAGCAUUUGUGCGACACACCUACACACUGCAGCCAACACACUAACGUGUUGUGAAACACAGUGUGGAAAGCUCUGAUUUUAAAGAGUCAAGGAUUGUUUGACUUGCUAAUCUUCAUUAUUGAAUUUUAAAUGUCUAAGUAACAGGAAAGGAGAUAUGCUAUAUUUGUUCAUUAAAGUACUUAAAAUACUGUUAGGGUUUACAUUAUAUAUCUCUCUCUCUAUAUUUAUAUAUAUCUAUAUUCUAUCUAUCAUGCUUGAGAGUGACAGGAAUGGUGGUGUGACUGGAGGCCAGCGCUCAUAGAGCCACUUUCCUGGUAACACUCUUCCUGCCUGCACUGACCGUUAGAAUUGCUAGAAUUGGGACAGAGAGAAAUAAAACUGGAAGUAAUUCAGAAAGAGAACAAAGGAAGCACUUCUUCGUGCUACAUGUUUGUAGAAUUCACUACAAAAUGUGGUGCUGGCCCACAACUGCAACAGAAUACAUGGGGUAACUUUUGCUAGGCUGUACAGUUUUGGACUGCAGGCAAAGGAGUGCUUGUGCUUCCAGAUAUGUUAAGAGAAACCUGCCAGCAGCUGCAGCAUGAACAAGCUCUAUCUCAAAGUCUGAUGCUGACAUAAUUUUGUAAUGUUAUGUAACUUCUCGUUCUUAGUGCGAAGCAAUAAGGAGGGCUAGAGGCAGGGUUUUGGAGAGGGGAAGAAACUCUUACCCCAAAAGAAUCAUUCAGCUAUACCCACCUGUCAGAUACAAGGGCUGUUAUUUAUUGAAUAAUUUCUACAAAAUAAUUGUUGAUUCAAACAGAUUUAUUUUCCCAAAUUUGUUAAAUACCGGUAUGUUUAUGUGGAAAGAGAAUAUUAGAAUAUAUUGAAAUCUGAUAGUAAUGUUCUUGAAUGUGCAUUGAAAUUCCUGUCUGCUGCAUAGCCUUCUCUAUUCACUGUUCAUUCUCCUUUGCCGGCUGCUUUUCUGUAAUUUUAUAAAACAGUGUAAGUGAACCUCAAGUGUUCUAUCAUAAUGCCCUCUGCUGGCUACUUUUGCAAAUAGCUGUAUUGCAUUACUCUUCUCACCCCCACUCCACAAGUAAGAUCCUUGUAUAUCCCCAUCACCACUGUGAGUGAAAAAUAAGUUGGACAUUUUUAAACAGGAAAAUAGAAGCAAGGCAGAUAGUUAGAUGGCUUUUCUGUAUUCACACAUGUAUGCACUUAAUGAAGCACAUAUUACUUUCUGUAAAUUAUUCCCUUUUUUGUGUUAAGGUGCAGGCGACAGAUUUGCACAGCAAAAAUUAUCUGCAACCAGCCUUCUUGGUUAGCAUUUUUCCAACAUUCAUUCCAUUUUUCAUCUGAAAGAAUUAAGUGCAAUGCUUAGUCUUCCCAGGCUUAAAAGUUCCCAGGCUUUUUCCUGUGCUUAAAAGUUUUUGUAGUAAUUCUAUCAGUUUAAAGCAAUUCAGUGCUAAGGAGGCUUAUAUUUAAGCUUAAUUUAAUUUAAUUGUGAUGACUAACUUAUAUUACAUUUUAUGUAAGUUGAGCAUUUUCAUAGUUUAGCAUUUUCAGAUUUGUGGCUUUCAUAAAGUUAAUAAAUGCAUUUAAUUACAGACGUGCCAAAGCAGCUCGAGUGAUUGGUUUACUGGCAUUGCAUACAACUGAGCUUAAAGAGACUGUUCCCGUUAUAGAGGUAAUAUUCCUUGCUAAUACAAUUAUUGGAGUUUUCAAAAGCAAUGUUUGGGCAUUUUAUUGCCUUGGUUUAUGAGUUGCAAAAGUUACUGGUACCUAUGUGUUUCAUAGUUUGUUCCAUUAAGGCAUACUACUUCCUCUGCUCACUCUACAAACACACCUUUGGAGGAAGGUGGCAAGGCUGCAACCUGGUCUACACUUAGCACAUUUGUGAUUGUAGUUUGUAUUAAACUGUUUUUACUGUUGCAUUUUACAUUGUUAUGACGUGCCCUGGGACAGAUAGAUAAAAUCUUUAUUUGCGUCAGCCAGAAGCCAUAGCAAAGGAAUCAAAUGCAAUAAAAUAUGCAAUAAAAUACAGAUAUAGCUAGAUGGUUGGCUAUACAAAAUUUACAACCAUACAAAUAAAAGAGUUAAUAACUGUCCUUGACCACAACUAAAACAUAUGAACAAGUGGUCUUUCUUUACUAGGCAUUAAACAGAUUAGUCAGGUAGUAGAGCUAAUUCUAAUUGCCCCAGCUAAAAUUUCUGCCAUGUUUGCUUCACCUGGUAAUCUUGGUCUGCAAGAAGGAAGAACACUGUAGCAGUGGAUGAAGAACCUGGUAUGGAUGAUAGAAGAGGGGUAAUAAUAGCCCUGAGACUUCAUGGUGAAGGAUGGGUAAUAAAUCAGUAACAAUAGCAAUAAUUGUAAUUUGUGGGGUUUGAUCAGAUUUGUUUUGUGAUUAAUAAUCAGUUACAAAAUGUCCUAAGAAAAUCUUAGUAUUUGGGGAUCUUUUAGUUUUGGCCUUGGUUAAACCAUCUGAAAUUAACUUUUGAAUAUGAAUAUUAUGCUUCUCUCAUUUCUAAUGUUGGCAAAGGUACUGAGAUACAGAACUGAACAUUUUAAUAUUCUAAGGAAGGGAUUGAAAACUGAAUGAAAUUGUUUAGAAUAUUAUUUCUUUUCUAAGUUCUUCACAACUAAAAUCUUAUAAAGGUUGAUAGCCACAUCAACAAUAAACUUGAUGGCUUAGAUAAAAUUCAUUUCUGGGAUUUGUGAAAGCUGUGUGCCGACACCAGAAGAGGGGAUGGAAAGAGGAUGGGCCAUGGGUAUAUGUCACAAGGGUCUAAUGUUUCUAUCAUGAUCUCUGUUCAGUAAUUUUAAAGGUAUUCAACAGAUCAGUGUAUUGUUAUAGAAACCUCCACUAGAGGUCACUUGGAUAUUGAAAUUAAAUACAAGGGUGGUGAAGAGGGAAUCCUAUUUUUAAUUUGAGGACUCAAUGUACACUAGGCAGGGAUGCCUAUUAAACAAUAUAAUUAUGUUUUUACUAUAUAGUAGAUGGUGUUCUAGUCACUCAAGAGUAUUUUGGUUGAAAUAAUUGGCCAUUUCCCAAAUAAUGUUGUAGCAUUUUACAAUUGGGAUUGCAUUUGGCCUGUAUUUAAGUGAUUUAAAAAAUAAACUGGUCCCUAUUACCUACAACCUUAGCAUGUGCCUUUUACCCACAGUGAGGUGUAGUCAAAUUUGCACUCUCUCACCCUGUGCCUUCUGUGUGAUUAUAAGAGAGUUCUUGAACCUGCCUUCCUUCAAACCAUUCCAUAUUUAAUCUGUAAUAGGUUGGCUUUUUUCUUUUCUUUUUUUAAAAAACCAGUUCAUGUUCCAAACUGUUCUUCAAUUAGUUUCUUAUUAUGAGUAAACAAUAAUUUCAUACUGUCAUAAGUUUUAAUGUUUUUGAAAAUCUAACAUCCCAGCCUUGGUUGGUUUAUAAAGUAUAUGAGCUAUGACUUCAGAUCUUUUCCUUUUUCAUCUGAAACACAGAACCAUUUUGCCAUUCUUUGAAAUUUGUGUGAAAACAGAGGAAAUUUUAAUAAAAGAAAUAAUAUGAGAGCAUUCAUUUCAAAAAUAGAAAUUCUACCCAGGCAGAGAAUUCACAUUUUUAAAUAAUAAAGUUAGAUUCACUGGGUAAUAUACAAUACUGAGAGGAGGGUAUAUACAGUGAUAAUAAAUUAGGGUUACCAUAUUUUUUUAGGAGAAUUCUAAAGUAGUCAUAAGAAAUUAUGCAACCUUAAGAGGAUGCACAGAGUUUAAUAUCCAGUAAUCAUUCUAAAGGUCUCUUAUGUCAAAUUUAUAAAAAUCUUAUUGACUUGGAUAUAGUAGGGGAGCAGCUGGUUCUUUACAUGUCUUUGAACAGAUAUGACCAGUGCUUUUUUUCCUUUAAAAAAAAAUGUUUAGGGGUACUCUCAUUUUGACUCCUGAAAAUCGCCGGGAAAGAAAAUGAAGCUGGCAUUGGAGGUGGUAACUGUUGAUUUGCAAGCCCCCUCCAUAGAGGCUGGCCCCUCUCACUGUCCUCGGAGCUUGCUUACCGGUAACCUCCUCUGGCUGAUAUCCAGACAGACCAGGGAGAUUAUGAUAGGCGACAUUUUCCCAAGAGUGGGUAAAAUGCACAACUCCUCCCUCCUGCUUCCUCAGGGGAAAGAAAAUAAGUCAGAAAUCUAUUUACAUGAUGUUUAUUUCUGACAUUACAGCACUAGAGAAAAACACGUCCUUUCAGUUCAGUUCUUCUAGCAAGUCUGACAAACUUCCUGAACAUGCGCAAAUGGAAGGUUUCAGAUUACACUCUUCACAGAGACUUAUCCAGCCUGUGAACGUCCUGGGAAAUUCUUCUUUCCAACAGAUAGGCACAUCAUUUGAUGUCAACAAUCUGUGUGUCUGCAGCGGUGAUGUUUCCAUAUACUGACAUCCUCCCCCAUAUGAAUCAUCGUUAGCUGCGGACAAAGCUUGAUCCAGAGAAGAAAACAAACAGUUGUUAUACAUAUAACAAUCCCCUGUUGUUUCAGUUCCACCCUUGGAACUACCCGCCACUGGUUUCACCAAUGUAACUCUCUGGUUGUCAGUUUUCCAAGGAAUGAGUGCAUCUGCAUUACCUUGGUUAGGGAACAUAGUGUUACGUUUAGCAACUCCCUGUUGUGUCUUUGUCUCUGACUUAGACAUACCCUUAACCUGGCUUGAGUUGUCAACAAUAGUAAUACAUGCAACAGCUGAACUAGCAAACUCUUGAGAAUACCUCUUGGGUGGUACGCCCUUUGUUAUUCUCUCAGACCUACGUAUGAGGUGCUGAUCCUCUCUGCUCACUGGUUCAGUCUCAGGACCUUUUGAAGAACCAGUUCCAAUAGUAAACAGUGGUUCAUCCUUAAUCUGUGAAGAUCUAGUCAUCGUGUGUGAACCUUUCUCAAUAACUGUGUCAACAGAACUCUCUGAGCUUUCUGUGUCACUUUCAGUACCACUAUAAUCAGAAUAAUCAAAUUCAUCAUCUGAAUCAUCAGCAGUGGGAAAUGUGUGAAAAAUUACAUUCUCCUGUGCAGGAGCACUCUCUAGAAAUUUUGUGAGAAUCACCUGACUAGAUUCAGACAAAAUUACUCUGUAGAGACCCUUUUCAUAACCCACAAAAAUGCCUCUGGCAUUCUUCACCCCAUCUGGAGUUUCUGUCCUGAAUUGAGAUCCAAAAACCCUAAAAUGUGCUAGAGAAGAUUUUCUUUGGAAUAGCUUCUCAAAAGGAGAACAUUCCAUGCCCUUUGAAACCUUUCUCACCCACGUGUAACAAAAACAUGAUAAAGAUUCAGCCGAAAACUCAUGUGGCAAGUGUGAACUCAGCAAUUGUGCCUUCAUGCCAUUUUGCAACUCCUUGUUCACUUUUACACAAACAGUUUUGUUCCACGCAGCCUCUGAAACAGCAACCUUGUGCUCUAUCCCUUGCUUCUCAAGGAAAUCCUGAAAAUCCUGUGAAAGAAAAAUUGGCUUCUCAUCUGUGAAAAGAAAAUCAAUAUUAGCAUCAUGAAUAUUCUUAACCUUAUCACAAAACUCCUUAAACCUUUCUAAGGUUUCUCUGGGAUUCUGCAACAUAUUCUCUGGGAUUCUGCAUCCAUUCAUAUUGAGAAAAAUGAUCAACAAAUACAAGAUAGUAUUUUGCAUUGCCUCUAGAAGGUGCUAAAGGACCAAUUACAUCAGCAUACACUCGCUGAAAAUCUUUGUUAAUCUUUGUUGCCUUUCCUCUCGUGUCUUCUUUCGAGAUACCUGCAAGAGAAAGCAUUUUAGAUUCACAUGCUGUACACAUUUUAUAGUCUCUUUCAUCAAAAGUCAACAGAUAUAGUCCGUCUUUCUCUCUGGCAGAAAGAUACAGCUCUCCAUCUUUGUAGAUUUUGCAGCUUUCCUCAUCAUACGAUAACACCAGUUUCUUCUUAGUGAUUUGAGAUACACUCAACAGAUUGUACUUUAAACCUGGAACAAAAUAAACAUUGUUUAUAGUCAAGUUCAGGCUUUCUAGAUACACAGUUCCGAUCCUGGUUGCUUGCAUUUCCUGACCAUUGGCCAGUUUCACAGUGAAGCGUUGCUUCUCAAAUGUAGAAAACAGUUCCCGGCGUGACGUCAUGUGUUGUGUCGCUCCUGUGUCUACAAUAAAUGAGUUAUCCACGGAUGACGUGGCUUUUAGUGACAUCAAAGCCAUAUCUGGUUUUGCCUGGGACUGGGUACGACCUUUGCUUGAAGCCUCAGGCUUUACAGAGCUCCCUCUAGCUCCUUUCUCCUGAUGUGGUGUCUUCUGACGAACAGCGUUCUGAGCUACAGCUUUCUCCUCCGUAGCAAUUGUAGUGGGGGUGCUUGAUUCCCGAGCUUCACUCCCUCCAUCAGCAACAGCAUCAGCAGCAACAGUCUCUCCACUUCCCUGUUGUGGCUCAAAGCUCCUCCCAGCUUUCGAUGAGCUCUCAAGAAUUUGGCUAGCUUCAUCUUGGCUCUCCCCCUUUGGCGCAACCAAUUCUCGGUCCUUGCUUCCCACCCCAGCUUCACAAGCUUUGCGGAGUAACUCCCAAGCGACCUUUGGUUCUUGUGCACCCUUUAGGACUGGCGCAAGAUGAGCGUCCACAUUUUCUGCCAAAAUUCUUAGGACACGCUGCUUCAAUUCACUUUGAACUGCAGCCUUCUCCCCCUGUGCUUGUACAGCAACAGGCUGUGGUGUUUGGACUAAGUCCCAUAAUUGCUGUCCCACCAGCAAAAAUUCCAUUUCAAAUGACCAUUCUAGCCAGUUUUGGCUAUUCAGUUUCUGAGAGAACAGAGCCAUCUUUAAUCCAAGCUGCAGCUUCAGCUACAAACUGGAAAAUCCAAGAGUCUAUUGGGCUGUUUACAAGCUGCUUGCACUUGGCAGUCAGCCCAGCCGCCUGGAAUUUUCCCUUCCCGAGAAUCUGCAAACAACAAGCCUUCGCUGCAAUCCAACAGCAAUCAGCAAGCUGCACUCUGCUUUGGAAAGUCCCCUUUCCAACAGUUUGUUUACAACAAGCUUCACUGAAAAACACUCAGCCUUGCUUUCAUUUCUGAAGCUUCUUUUCUCUCUUUGCUUUAAGCUAACCAGCUCAUAAAUUUAGCUCAAAAAAAUACUCAUGACCUGUCGCUUAGCAACGGAACUAAGGACAGUGAGAGGGGCCAGCCUCUAUGGAGGGGGCUUGCAAACCAACAGUAACAACGAAACUGACCAAUCACCAUGCUAGAUUCCAACUCCUACUUUACAUAUUAAACACUCGCUUCCGUCUGAGACUCGGGAAACAACGUGACAGGAAAUGAGGCCGCCAUCAGGGGUAGCAAUGGAACUGACAAUUCACCGUGCUAGAGAAGAAACUAAAAAUUUUAUUUUUUUUAGUUUCUUUUUUUAAAAUAAUAUUUAUUAAAAGUUUACAAAUUAAAGAAAGAAAUAAAGAGAAAAAAUAAACAACACAAAUCAACACAUUACAAUACAUAUAAAAAAGCAAAAGACACAAUACAUCAAAACAAAAGCAAAAGCAAAAACAGUUAAAAACACAUCCAAUAUUUCCAUAUCUUUAUCUUUCAUUAACUUGUUUCAUCGACCUCCUCACACCUCCCUUUUUGUGUUCUAGUUAUUAAUUAUUUCAGCAAAUCCUUUCCAUCUUUCAAUGUUUUCUGUCAUUUAAUUAUCUUAAUUUAUUUUGACCUUAUCUUACCAUUAAAACCCUAAAACUUAUUUAUACUUAUUUUUUUUAGUUUCUUCUCCCGUUAGAUUCACAAAAUGUUUAGGGGUAUGCGUUCUCUUGUGUCCCCCCAAGAAAAAAGCACUGGCUGUGACAAUCUGCGCCUCUGCAGAAAGGCAUUCAGAAACUACCAGAGAAAAUUUAUUUUGCCUUCUGUAGCCUUUACUUUCCUUCUUGUAAAGUUGCAUAGUUGCAUAGUUAUCAUGCUUUUCCCUGCUGUAUCCCAUUUGUGCUAAUAACGUAUUCAUUGUUCCAGGCAGUCACACUCUUAACCGAACUGAUCAGAGAAAAUUUCAGGAACAGCAAACUGAAACAGUGCCUUUUACCUACCCUUGGAGAACUGCUUUAUCUUGUGGCCAACCAGGUAAAUUAAACAGUUGUAUAAAAAUAUCUUACAUUUGCAAAAGUAAACAAACAAGUGAGCAGCUGGAAAUAAAUAGAGAUAAUAGAACUCUUGGAAGUAUAGCUUGUUCUUCAGUUUAUAGGAGAUAAGCAAAAUAUGCUAAUUUUAAGAUACAGACAUUUGUGUGGGAGUUGGGUUCUGAGUCAUUACGCGCUUGCAUGAAAUCGUGUAUAAUCAGAGCAUCCUUUGAGAAAGCGUGCAAACACUUUGUUUGGCCAAUCCAAUUCUGCACCUUUUUGUGACACUUGGUCACUUCCAGAUUCGGUGUGAUGCACGUGUGUGUGGUUGCACACAUAUCAGACGUGUCUAAAACAACCGCUUCCUUCAUUUGCCUGUUUUUAAGUUUGCCUUGCAUAUUUCAAAAGUUUCAUCUUGAUGCGUCUUAAAAUUAAUUUUAACAGCUAGCCUUUUUAUAGUGAUUUUCAGCAUCCUAUAAAUAUGGCAAAUACAAAAAAUAGAGUUAAAAACCCACAUUUUAGAGCAAACAGAGAAUGUAACCAAAAUUGUACAUGUUCUAUUCUUAAAGCACCUAUAAAUGGGCUUUUAAGCCCAUUCUUAAAAGUAGAAUUUAUGAACUAUCCUAUUAAAAAUGCUAUAUAGAAAGAUGACUGUUCUGACUUUUUAGGCUGUAUUCCUUUGAAAUGUUACAGGAUUUGGUUUCGUAAAGGUUUGAAUUACAGGCAACUCCCUAUUUAUGCAGGGAGUUGCGUUCCAAGGCACUGUGUGUUUUAAGUGAAAUCACAUAUAUUUGAAACACCAUUGAAAAACCUGCAAACACCCUGUUCCACCUCCACCCCAUUCCUGUUCCGUCUCUUUUUGUGAGAUUUUCAGGCCCUUUCCAGGUUCAGAAUGAUGUGUGUAGUCACUCACAAAUUGGACACACCUAAAGCAGUCACUGCUUGUAGCCUCUUGUAAGAGAGUUUUACGCCUUUCCCUAAAAUUUCCAGAAAGUUACUUCUUAUCCUAAAGUGCUGGGGUAUACUUGUUACCAGUUUCCAGACAGGAGGUGGGUGAAGGAGAGUGGAAAUUAGUCACAGUUAAUAUGGCUAGACCAAUUAAAUUACUUAAUUAAUUAAUAUUCCUUAUACAGUACUGCUGUUGAGUCAUUCAAAAGUUUUCCUUGAGAGCCAGGACCCAUUUGGAAGUAUUUACAUGGAGUCUUUAAAUUAUGGUAUGAAUACAGAUUCCUUGUGGUUUGGGUAAUUUUUACAUUGAACAUUGUAUUCAUAUAAUAAUUAACUUACUAAUUUGACUGCCCUUACAGUGCAGUGCUAUGCAUGUUUACUCAGAAGUAAACUCCGCUGUGUUAAAUGUGAGCUGGGCAGAGAAGAGACUGGGAAAAAAUGAGUGUUUUGUAAGACAAGAAGGACAAAGGUCUUGAGAAAAGAGAGAAGGAACCAAAGACAGUGGGUGCAGUUAUCUGUGUGCAAGUGGAGUAGACUUCCUCUUUCUCUCAUUUUCCCCCUUCAACCCCAAAUGUGCCAUCAACAUUUAUCUUAAGGGUUGGUGACUCCCUCCAGAACAGAUAUGGGGACACACAAGGGAAAGAUAAAUCUCAUUGCAUGAGCAGAGUCCUGUUUGUAUGACAUUCGAUUUCACUAAAUUACUGUGAAGUUAAGAAGGAUAACAAAAUUUACCCCAGGUAACUUUCCUCAUCUAGAUUCUAGUACAGUACACCUAAGGCCGAAUGCUAGCUAGGAUGUCAUAAAUUAUCUGUCUUAGGAAGACAUUCUUUUCCCUGUCAUAAAGCUGUUAAGUUUAUGUCCAAAUGUGGUGGUGGGUCUUAAAAUAAUUUUGAUUCGGUAUUCCCUCCAUGUAUACUUAAGUUGCCUCUCCCUUUUAUUUUCUUACAAUUGUAGAACAAGAGGGAGUGUUUAUUUAUAGAGCCAGAUAAUAGUUAUCAGUAGAGAUGCAUGGGUUUUUAGUUCCUGAUUAUAAUAUAAAUUGUUUUCUCUUAGAUGGCUUCAGAAUGGAAGUAAAGCCUAAAGAGACGUGGUGUCUGGUUCCCCAGGGGACAUAUCUGUUAACUGUCAUUUCUAGAAGUUCCUAUAUUAGUUUUCUAGUCAGUUCCUAAGGUCACUGGCUGAGGGCAUUAAGCCUGAAUAAAAAUGAAGCAGUCAUAUGAACAUAAGAUAACUGCAUUUACAUUUUGAGCAUACUUCCAUUAUGCUCUAAAAACUGAGAGGUUGCUCACCUCUGUAGCUUUGUUUCUAUAACUGAAAUAAAAUACAGUGAAAUAUAGAAAUAGAAAAUAUUUAUCAAACAGUUUGGUUCAUCUUUUGUCCAAGCUUUUAAGAGCAUAGGAAAAACCAUCUAAUUAUUUGUACAGCAGUUGUGUUAAAGUCCGUAGUCACCUUCACAAACUGCCUAAUCCAUUAUGCAAGUUAUGGUCUGUAGAUGAUCAUGAAAGUGUGCUCAUUCUUAAAGAGGUAUGGCUAUGGCAUACAUAUUCCUAAAUAUGUUUUAGGAAGAUCAUGUUUUUUGUCUGAUUUUUAAAAUUUAAAUCUAUAGAAUUACAGUUACAGCAAAAAUACAUUUGAUUCAUCUUCUUACAGUAUCCAACAUGACCUGCUAACAUAUUCUGUUGUAUUUCAGUAAAGAAUAAAAGGAACCAUUUUUUCUGAAAUACUUAUGUUAAAUAGAUUCUUCCAUCCCAUAUUUGUUUAUAUGGUAUUGUUUCAUUCAGCACCAUUAAGUCUCAGAUUUUCCACUUCCAGUGCUCUAUUGAACGUAUUCUGUUUUCUACACCAUUGCAAUCAAUAUAUGUGCAGCUCAUGCUUUUGAGGAAAUGUAAACCUGGUGUAAAAUUUAUCAUGUGACUUUGCUGUGGUUGUUCAGGAACCUAGCACCAAAGUAGGACCAAAAUAUUUCAUUUUUGGCUUCCAGCUGCAUAUUAUAGAUGUAAGUAGUUGGAAGUUGGAAGUAGAUAGAAGACUGUGAAUUAGUUGAGAGACAGAUGGAGAAGGUAAGAUUUACCAGAUGGAGGGGGAUGCCAUUCCUGAUAGGAAUGACUCCCCCUACUAGACACAGGCAGAGUCUUCAACUUGAAACAUCCUCUCCAGAGUGGAGUAGUCAUUCCAACCCUGCCUACUGCAAGGGAUGGUUGGGUCUUCAUGUCUCUCUCUUUGUGUGGAGAGAACCAUUUGCUUGAGUUCUUGUUUUGUGUAGAUUUUCCCUUUAUCUAGUCCUCACCUUCAUCCGGUUUGCUAGAUCAUCUUUCUGAGUUUUUUCACUGUGCUUUCCUGUUGGCUGCUCCCCCACAAACAUCUUCAUUUCUACUUCAUUCUCUUCAUUUUUCUCUCCCCCACCCCCGGUUGUCUGGGGAAGGGAAGAGGAGCUUGCAUUUACUGCCCUUUUUUGAAAAAGGCAGGAACGUCAUUUUGUUUCAACAACUCAGCGUUUCUUCAGGAGGCCCCAACAGCUCCUAGAGAGGUGAUCGCUGCACCUGUUGGUCUAGUGGCUUUCAUGUUCUCUGUGGUCUCUCCCUGCCUUGAUUGGCUGCAUUAUUGCUGCACCUUCGGGUCCCAGCACCAAUUAGGAGUUGGAGCAGCGGGAGCAGUGUGCUCAGUCGCAUUGAUUUUCUGCCUUUGCAUGCAGGAUGACUUCGCCUUAUAAUAAUAAUAACUUAUUAUUUAUACCCCUCCCAUCUGGCUGAGUUUCCCCAGCCACUCUGGCAGGACAGCCUCUCUCCUCCCAACGGAGGAGGCCUAUACAUUUGGAGAUCCCAGGCAAAGUGGCCUUUGGUGAUUCUCCAGGUUAUUCACUGGAACAGGCCGAGAUGAGUAUGAGGCCUUCCUUACUUCAGCAAAUUUCCCAACAUUGCCUUAAUGGACAAAGGGGGUUAUCUCUUCAGAUAUUAAUGAUUCCCUCAGGAGUUUUUUACACCCGGACCAGCUUGCUUCAUCACCAUAAGAGUAAAUUCAAGCAUAAGCGGUCCACAUGCAGGCAUAGGGAAAAGAGGGGCUAUUCACCAGAUAAAGCUGGAUGCUCACCCUCUUUCCUCUCACACCCGGGGUCUUAGGUGCCUUUUCUGGAUGGCCCUCCCUUGCCACCCAAACAGGCUAAGACGUCUGUUCCUCCCACUCAGGCAGUAGUUCCACAGGAGAGGUCACACCUAAUCCCCCCAAGCCUCAGGGUGCCACUGGGGCUUAGUGGGAGGCCUCUAGGGAACUGUCUUCCCAGUCGAACCCAGACAAGAAGAGGAAGUGACUGAGGUUAAGAACCAACCUAGGGUGUUCUCUGCUAAGGUUUUUAUGCCUUUAUUAAAAAGGCUUGUUGGGUGCUGCGAUUGCCAAAGGAAGAGACAGCCCCCACUGAAUCCCUUGGAAGUAACCAAAGCUUUUCAUGCAGCAAUAGCUAAGCCUGCCUCUGUUCCCUUCCCCAAGCCCUUUGAGGAACCUUGGGAUGCAGAGUGGAGAACCUCAACUAGAGCUUUAGGCUCCUUGCACACAGGGAAUGAAACAUUAUAUUGUAUCUUCUAGAUAAGUUUAUGAAUUGCCUCAAAGGUCCAGUGAUUGAUUUCAGAAUUCAUAGUUAAUGAAGCUCUCACAACUGUCUUGUUUCUUUCUGUUGUUGUUGAAUCCUUUAGAACUCUGAUCUCCCUUGCAUAGUCUUUGCAAACUGAAAAAGAGAUACAAGUAAUUGCCUUGGGGUAGGGCAGCGGGAAAUAUUAAGAUAUUAACCUGUCUAUUCAGAUGCUCAAAGUUAAAAAAAAUAUAAAAAUGGUCCAGGAGCUUCUUCUACCUACAUGUGACUGAUCUGAAAAUAAAUAUGCCAUUGAUUUAAAAGGCUGGCAGAACUGUUGUUAAUUUGUGACUAAAGUUAACAUAUUUAGCAAAACCAGUUCCUUAUAUGUAUGCAGUGACAUAAGAGGCAUCAUUUAAAAACGGACAGGUUCAUAGAGAAUGUGUGCGUAUAAAAUUGCAUUUUCCCCCAUAAAGAUUUAACAUAAUUUAUACUGUUCACUUCAUUUCUGGCCCUUCCACAUCAUUUACAGGAAGGGAAAAAGGAGCACCCCAGAGAAUGCUGGGCCCUUCCUUCAGCUGCUUACACUGUGCUAAUGAGGUGCCUUCGGGAAGGGGUAAGUUUCUUUUGUUGUUCUCAAUAGAAUUUCUCCAUUGUAAUAACCCUUUAGGCAUUGUGUGAGGAUUGUAGCCUGCAGCACUGCAGUGCCUUAUCAACCAAGGAUUGCUCGUGAAUUUAAAUAAUCAUAAGACCAUGACCCACAGAAGAAGAAAGUGCAAAAGGGAGAAAAAGUGUUCUCCGAUAUGCUUAGCAUUUAUAAAUUAUCUUUUGAUUUUGGAAAUAAAAUUAGCUGGUUAAUUUUAAGUUACAGUAUUUUUUAAAGGAAAGCUUUGACAACAAAUACAAUUUCUUAGUUUUAUACUUGGCAAGUUUUAUUCUUUUACUUGUUUUUAUAGACAUUAGUUGAUGAGCUUUUUAUGUUCUCAGUUGUCAUAUCCUUAGAAUGGCAUAUUGGGUUGGGUUCAACUAAUUUUGGUUUGCUGUUUUGUGUAUUUGGUUUGGGGAUAAUUUCCUUAAUUUAUAACCCAAGAUUAUAUAAAAUGGAAAACAUUGGAUUAAAGCCACAAAGAAGACUACAUUUGCUAUUUUCAUGAGGCCAGCUGGCAUUACUAAUGCCCAUGGCAAAUGUGGAGGAGUGAAAUGCUUAUAGGAAGAAAAACAUCAAGCAAAACAUAUUUCUUCUUCUUUGGCAAUCACUCGUAGCCGAGUAAGAUUGUCUUCCAUGAACACAGUCUUAACAGUGAGUCCGUAAGUGACUGUGAAGGCCAAUUCAGGAUGUGCACGUCCUUCCACAGUUGGGACAUAGGUUUCUGGAUGGGAGUUGAUCAUGGUGAGGGUUUGCCAAGUGUGCCUUCCUCUUAGCACAAUUCUCCCUUUUGUCCUGAGAUGGGCAUCUUCAAAAUCCGUGACACCUUUGGUAAAGGCUGUUCUUCAGUUGAAGAGCUCGCAGGCCCAUGUUUCCCAAUUGUUGGUGUUUAUACACAUUUUUAAAUGCCUUGAGAGAGUCUUUAAACUUCUUUAUCAUUUACAUAUUUGUAUGAAUGAAAGAUAAUUUCCAAAUAACAGGGAAUGGUUGGAUUAUUCUGAAUAUCUGAAUGGAUUCUUAAAAUCCAAAAGUAGAAUUCCUCUGGAGUCUAUCAUGGGCCCAGUUACUGUUAGAAUGCCUUUUAUUUUAAGGCUUUGAUGAAAUAAGCAAUAAAAUUGAAUCAUUGGCUAGACAUUAGAAAUAAUCUAAAGAUAUAUAACCGGGAAAAGGAGGCUUGACUUGAACGUCACUGUGAAUAAAAAGGCUAACUUUUUCUGGCUCGAUGGCCACAUUAAGGAUUUGCCACCUUUCUGAGAGUUGCAUACCAGCCAGAGCUCAUUUCAUAUGUGAAUACUCUCAUAUCAACACAUUUCGUUUCAUGUGCAUGCACACAUUCAGCAGAAAGAUGGGCAGACAUUCAGCUUCCAUCUACACACAGAGCAGAAGAAAGGAACAGACAAGAUCCUGCACACACAGGCACAGAAUGUGUGUGGGGAAACAGACUCAGCAAACACACACACGUUCAACAGCAUUUGUCCUCUUUAGGGCAGGACUAGUGUACUUGGGUCUCCUGUUGUUCCAGCGUUUCACUGGAGAAAAGAAACAUAGGCCCUUUGUACCUUUGAAAAAGGCCCCAGUCUCCCUCUAGUGGCAACAUUGUUAGGUAUUGAACAGGGAAACAGAAAUCAAUGUUUCAUUUUUCCUAAAGAGCUUUUAAGAAUGGCCGUACGCCAGAGUGAGUCCCAUUGAUCUCAGCAGGGCUGGCUUCUGAGUAGAUUUGAUUUGGAUUGUACUGUAAAUUGGUGAACGUGCAGCACAAUGACAAACGAGAUUUUUAAACAAUGAUUAUGUGGAGACAUGAUAGACAUUUAUGAAAUUAUGCCUACCAUGGUGAAACUGAAAACAUUUCCUCCCUCUAGUCAAAGUCAUUCAGUGAAACUGAUUGACAAUAGAUUCAGAAGAGACAAAAAUAUGUUCUUUCACACAACACACAAUUAAGAUAUGGAAUGCAAGGUGUGGUGAUGACUGCUAGUGUAAGUGCCUUUGGAAGUGAACUGUACAAAAUGAUGGCACCAUCUUGCAACUGGAACUUCUCUGGAAGUACAGUGGUACCUCGGGUUACAUAUGCUUCAGGUUACAUACGCUUCAGGUUACAGACUCCGCUAACCCAGAAAUAGUACCUCGGGUUAAGAACUUUACUUCAGGAUGAGAACAGAAAUCGUGCAGCGGCGGCGCAGCAGCAGCAGGAGGCCCCAUUAGCUAAAGUGGUGCUUCAGGUUAAGAACAGUUUCAGGUUAAGAACAGACCUCCAGAACGAAUUAAGUUCUUAACCCGAGUUACCACUGUAACUGUCUGGUCACUGUCAGAGAGGGCAAGAUGGAGCUAUGUCUGGUCCAUUGUUUUUUUUCUUCUGUUCCUAUGGAGGGCAGUCUGGCAAUGAUGUGGAAGAAGUGAAGGCGCUGCCACUACCACUGCCCACCUGUCCUCCUCCUCCCUGACUAUGCCCACUGCAAAUGUUGGACCUGAGUUUAGAAUCCCAUGAUAGUUGGAGCUGGACUGCUGGCAGGAUGAACAGACCCUUGCUUCCCUUCUCCUAACUUCAAUUUUCAGGAUGACAUAUUUGUCAGUUGUUGUGAACAAUUAGGUGGUGCCAUGCCAUUCCCUACAGCAUUUUAGUUUCUUAGCUAUCAUGAGAAGCAGGUGGUCUGAUUUUUCCCAGGGCUCUAUUGGGUAAAGGUAAAAUAUGUGAUUGUUUUGAACAUUUUAACUUCUUCUUAACUAAUAGGUGUUUAAUAUCUCCUGAAUUUGAUUAUUAGUAUUGAGUAACUAUAAUCUGAUUAAAAAGUAUGUUGAGCAUUCUAUUUAGUUGGUGUUUAUGAACUAUACAGGGCAGACGAAAGGUUUAAGGAAAGCUAUAUAAUCAUGUCUUACAGAUUCAUUUUUGUCAAGCAGGGUAGCUUAUAUGCUCAUGUUAUGACAAAAGGAACCCUUCAGUAUAAGAGACCAAAUAUUAGUUUAGGUCAGUCUUCUUUUCCAGGAGCUAAUUAAGCAGAAAAUGGCACAAUCUUCCUGCGUAUACACUGUUUGAUAAUAGAUCCCAGAGGGGCUUAAGAGAGCCUAUCUCAGGUGGCAGCAAAUUGAAUUAGUCUGACAGCCUCAUUGAGUUCAUGAAACACAGUGACAAUCCAUGACCCUUUUCCAGCCAAGAUGCUAUGGUUAUCUGGUCCAGGGCAUGCUUCAUCUUGUCGUUGGCUGCCAUAUGCAAACUAAAGAGAACCUUAAGGAAUACAUUUGACUGUACAUAACCUAAAUUACUGCCUUAUGUUGCUGGAGAGAUAUUAUUUAUAGUAACAAUUGCUAUCUGUUAAUUUUUUACUUUGGUUUUGAUCUGUUUUGAAAGUAGUUUUAAUUUGUGCUGAAUUAAAGCAAAAUUAGAACCCAAAUGAUUUAAUAAUUACACUUUAAAGAUUCAUAAUAUUAAACACUUUGUCUCUCUCCCCGCCCCCCCCAUUUUUCUUGGUGGUUAUUGCUUCUCAACAAUACAGUCAUACUGGGAAUGGCUCACAGCAAUUUGUAGUGCUGUGUCCUAUAGUUAAAAUAAAUACAGUCAGAACAAAACUAAAAGGGGGAAGCAGGUUUAUAAAAUAAUUUAUUUAAUUAAAAAUAUAUCUUCCUCCCUCUGCUUUCCCACGAAUAGCUCUAAGACUCCAGUGCCAAAGAGACGUGGUCUUCCUUCAUCCAUUUGCAUCCUUUUUGCUGGAAUCUGUGAGGCAAAGAAAUGACAAAAUAAUCUUAGGACAGUUGUCAAAAUUGUUUGGCAAAGCAAUGCUAAAAUGUCUGCUUUGCCCACUUGUUUUAGGAUAAUCCAUUCCAUCUUGUUGAAAUGAGGACUUCUUUGUUAGGAACUGGUGUAGUAAACUCGAGUUGAUGCUUCAUUAACGGUUGAUAAGUGGGAGUCAUUUUACUGUAGAAAUAACAUGUGAAGCAAAGUGGUUUGAAUCUGCCCUUAUGGAAAAAAUAGAAAUAAAUUAUUAUCCAGAGGUGGGGAAAAUCAUGCCCUAGGGAUUUCCUACAUCCAGUCCUUCCCUGUAUCAGUCAGCUGUUGCUAUAGUUUGAAUUUAAUUUUUACUUAGUGAUAGUUAAUUUUUUUAAAAAUUCUCUCUUUCUAGGAAGAACGAGUUGUAAACCAUAUGGCAGCAAAGAUUGUUGAAAAUGUAUGCUCCACCUUCUCUUCUUAUGCUCAGGGAUUUAUUACUGGAGAAAUUGGACCAAUAUUGUGGUAUCUUUUUACGCAUUCAACCAUAGAUUCUUUGAGAAUAACUGCUGUUUCGGUAAGCAGAUUUUGUUCUUUAAAAAUAAAGGUGUACAUCAUUCCUGAUUUUUAUGCUUCAUUUCUUCUAAUUUUUUAAACUAGGAUAGGUUGGAAAUAUAUUCUUUACACUAAGGCAAAACUACCUUUGGAUGCAACUAAUACUCAUUUUGAAGAAAAUGGAUGGUUAUUUAGUUGACUCAACCAAAAAAAAAAAUUCUUCCAAGCUGUCUCUCAUCUUCCUUAUGGUUGAAAUAUAUGUAGUAGGGCAUAUUACUAUUGUCUUGGCAUUUGGCUUUUUGCUCUACUAUUCCUAAUUUCAAAAUGAAUUCCUGCUUUGCAGGGGGUUGGACUAGAUGAUCCUCAUGGUCCCUUCCAACUCUACAAGUCUGUGAUUUUGUGUAAUUGUUGUUUUUAUUUUAAAUCAAAGUCACACUUUUGCUGAGGUCUUUGCUUGAUUUCCCAGGAACUACUCCCGCUCAACUGGUUCUGUUCAUCAAACUCUUCAGUCUAUAUUCUUUAUAGUAUAUUUGAUUCCUUGCUUCUGUAGCAAAGAUUUCUUAACCUAUCAGAAGCUAAAGUACAGUUUAGAAGUAGAGUUCAAGAUACAGAACUGCAAAAUCAUUUUGAUACGAUUAGAAAUCCUCUGCUUUCACCUUUGUUCUCCCGCAUUAAGCAACAUUACAGGCCAGGGCACAGAGGUAGGGUACUCAUUUUUUAAUAAACCUGUGUUUCCAGACAAAUGUCAUACAUUUGCAACAACGGGUAGAAGGGAAUGUUCCCUACUGAACUUUGCAGGACAGUGGUGAAGAACUGCUCCAUCAUUUGUUCAAGCAUCAGCUGUGUAAUAAACAUCUUAAGGUCCUUCUAGGUUCUCUUCUCAAAAAUGGUUUUCAACAUUGUGCCACUUGUAAAAUGAAAGUGUAG
Molecule: messenger RNA, 47498 nt
Organism: Podarcis lilfordi (Lilford's wall lizard)
Lineage: Eukaryota; Metazoa; Chordata; Lepidosauria; Squamata; Lacertidae
Source: the annotation of a GenBank genome assembly